AUGCUGCCCACCCUGCGGGCGGCGCGCUUGGCAGGCGGCCGGACAUCCGCGCCCGCCCAGAGGAUUUUCCGCGCGGGCGGCCGUUCGCGCGCGCAGCGCCAACGCCGCUAGUCGCGCAAGAGGCGUCCGGCGCGGGAUCCCUCGCCCUCGGCGCCUCCCGCAGCGCGGCUCGGAGGGGCUUCCUCGCCGCCGCCGCCGCUUUCCCGCGUUCGGCGAAAGGCUGCCGCCCGCCCCGCCCCGCCCCGCCUCUUCCAUGAGCAGAGCGGGAGCAGCUGCGGCGGCGGCGGCGGCCGAGGCGGCGGCCCCAGAGCCUCGCUUCUCUUCCCCGCCGGGUUUAUGAAUGGCCUGGCCAUGGAGGACCUGCCGUUUCAAAAAGCCAGGAAGGCGAGCAAGAAGAAGUGCCUCCGCCGCUGCGGCUCCUGCUGCUGCUGCUGCCGCCGCCGCUGCUCCGCAGCCUCCUCUCCUCCCGGGCCGGCGCCAGCGGCGGCGGGCGGCCAGAGCGGCGGCGGCGCCCGGGAGCGGCGGCCGUCGGAGGGGCUCCGGCGGCGGCGGCGGCGGCGCUGCUGGACGGCGCGUCGGCGUGCGAGGACCAGUUCGCUUGCAAGGAGCUGGAGUCGCUCUUCCAGAACUACAACCUGAAGCUGGAGCAGACCUCGACGCUGAAGGCGCUGGCCGUGCUCAUCGCGCUGACGGGCAGCCUGGCGCUGCUGGAGCUGCUGUCGGCGCCCGGACUCACCAUCUCGAAGGGCUCGCACCCGGUGCACUGCAUCAUCUUCCUCUCGCUCUUCAUCGUCACCAACGUCAAGUACUUGCAGGUCACGCAGCUGCAGCAGAUCGUCAAGCUCACCUUGCUCUUCAGCUUCACCUUCGCCUUCCUCUGCUGCCCCUUCUCGCUGGGCGCGCACGGCGCCGAGCCGCCCAGCGCCCCCGAGCAGGGCAUGUGGCAGCUGCUGCUGGUCACCUUCAUAUCGUACGCGCUGCUGCCUGUCCGCACCCUCCUGGCCAUCGUCUUCGGCGUCGUCGUGGCCGCCUCGCACCUCAUCGUCGCCCUCACUUCGGCCAGCGCCAAGAGGCAGUCUCUCUGGAGGACGGUGAGUGCGCCCGGCGGGCGGGCGGGCGGGGACCGAGGACCGGCGGGGCCCGGCCGGGCUGCGCUCCGUCGCAAGGGCCGCCCCGAAUGCUCGGAGUCCCUCGGGCUCCCGAGGAAGUUCCGUUCAGGCCCAGCGCUGGAAAAGGGAACCGACGGCCCUGCAGGAUAGAGCCGGGGCUGGCAUGAGAUGGCGCGCUGCCCGGGGUGUCGGGGAUGCUGCUCGCUCGAAGAUGCCCAGGGGGUCUGCAAACUGGGCUGGGGUGUUUUCUGCCUAUAGCUGAUACAGUGGGAAAUGGGUGCGCUGAAGUAAGUGGGUGGGUGAAGGAGAAAGAGAAUGAAUGUCUGGCAGCACAUGGCUGCUUUUGUGGAAGGACAGGGUGCUUGAAAUGUGUGUGGAUUACGAUUACGUUAUUAAGUGUUUGUUGUUUGUGGAACUGCUGAAAACGGCUUAUCUGUGCCCAGAUAAUGUGCAGAGAGAGGAGGAUACUGUAUAUUGAUCCACCCCGCAUAUAUCGCCAAGUUUUUAACGAGAUAGCAGAGUGAUACCCGUAGGAUAAAUGGGAUAAACACGGACAGCGAAAGGCUGACAGCGAAUGAGGUUGGACAGGGGUGGAAAGGUUCUUUUCUGUGAAGUGAAGGAAAUCGUGUAGAAGAUAUUUUGAUGGAGCCCCUUUUCUUCCCAUCUCUAAUUCCAUAGGCAAGCGGAUGUUUUCGGAAACCCUCUCAUUCAGCCCCCCUGCUUCCCCAUAGCAGCUGCUUGUGCCCCCCUCUCUCCGCCGCCCCUCACAGGCUCCCUCUCUCCCCCAUUAAUCCUGUGGCAGAGCUGCAUCUUCAGGAAUGUGCUGUUGCAAAGCCCCCCCCCCCCGUCGCUAUUUAUGGCUCUGCAGGGUUUCCUCAGGUGUCCACAGCCUAAGGGACUUGAGCUGGAAAGGAGAGAAGAGAGCAGGCGAGGUUUAAAGAUUUGAGACACCCCCCCCUUCUGAAUCUUCACUGGUGGGAAGAGAGGGGAGGCAGGUGGGAGAUGGUUUGCUUGUCUGUUGUUUUGGCAGUUCACAGAUGAGUAGCUGUUGGCUUGGGUGAAUCUAAUUUUGAGAAUAAUAAUAUAGGUGAAAACAAAACAGCCUUUUUCUUCCAUGGUGCUUUCUGAUUCUGUUUUCUCUGGCUGACUAAGACUGUCAUGACACACAAACAUAACCCACAGUGAAAGAGGUGAAGUUAUACUGGCUGGUUAUUGUGGUUGAAUCUUUCUGAAUUUCGGACACAUGCUCACGGAUCACAUAUAUGUGCUCACACCAAAUACAUAAGGAGACGCAUGUAGCCAGCUUACAAGAUUACUCCUGGCUCACUGCUACUGAGCUGGUGGACCAAAUAAAUUGUGUGUUUGGAGGGAGGGAGGGAAGCAUGGAGGGAGGGAUAAGCUGAGCUUUAUGAUUUACCCAGAUUAUCUGGUAGUCUAUUUUUAAGUGCACGACUGAGAGGUUCAGAGAAAAAAGGAAAAUAUGUGAACAGUUGAACUUCAAAGAAUAGAUUUCUGUGAAAGCAUCAUCAUCUGUGCCAAAGCAUGUGCCAGCAGCCCAUUUUCAGUUAAGUUAUACAAUAAAAUUUACAUAUUUAUGAAAUCCCACAACAUUUUGUGCCCAAAGGGAGUCCAAGCAAUAUAUGCUUUUCAAGUCAUGUGGGUGGAGAUGGAGGAAUCUGUGUUCUCUUGGUUUCUUCUGAUAUUCUUAUAUAUAUAUUUAUUUAUACCCUACAUUUUUCAUUGAAAGGGGCCCAAGGCAGCUUACAUAUAAAAUUGGAACAGCUAAAAACAUUGGGGGGGGGGUUAAGGAGAACAAUAAUUUUGUAAAAAAUAAGCAUUUAUAGAAUAAAUGCUAUAUAUAAAAAUAGAAUAUCUUUUUAAAACAUGCAGACAAUUACCAUAAAAACAGCACAGCAGCCAGCCUUUCAUUAAAAGCUGUCAGUUCUCAAAAGCUUGUUAGAAUAAGAACAGGCAGGAGUUCACAUGCUGGUUGCUGAUUUUUCCAAUCUUAAAUUCAUUUCUGAGCCUCAUGAAAAUUUGCCAGCAUUUUAGUGUGCAUUUCUCAUAAUAAACACAUUUUUGAAUAUUGUUUUGUCAAAUCUACGUUUUUGCCUGCCGUUGUCUCCUAAUAUAAAUGUCAACGGAUGGCUGUGUUUUGAUUGCCUGUUGUUUCCAAAAUGUCAGUUGGAUGGGUUCCUCUUUAAAUGUGAGCUGCUUCAGAUUUCUCCUCCACACCUAGGUGUGAGUGCACAGCCUUGAAUUGCAUCUGCUCUCUUUAAAAAAAAUGAACAAAGCAGCAAAAUUUCUCUACCGUUUCCUGUGGAUAUAUAUAUUAUCUUGCUUAAAAGUUUUCUAACUCUCUUGUCUGCAUGGUUGUCUUCUGUUCAGCUUAUUCAGGAGAUAAAUGGAACUCCCUAGUAAGUGUUUAGGCUUCAAACUAUCAAACUUACUUGGAAGUAAAUCCUAUUUAGAUCAAUGUAACUUACUUCUAAGGGACGCGGGUGGCGCUGUGGGUUAAACCACAGAGCCUAGGACUUGCCGAUCAGAAGGUCGGCGGUUCGAAUCCCCGCGGCGGGGUGAGCGCCCAUUGCUCGGUCCCUGCUCCUGCCAAGCUAGCAGUUCGAAAGCACGUCAAAGUGCAAGUAGAUAAAUAGGGACCGCUCCGGCGGGAAGGUAAACGGUGUUUCCGUGCGCUGCUCUGGUUUGCCAGAAGCGGCUUAGUUAUGCUGGCCACAUGACCAGGAAGCUGUACGCCGGCUCCCUCGGCCAAUAAAGUGAGAUGAGCACCGCAACCCCAGAGUUGGCCACGACUGGACCUAAUGGUCAGGGGUCCCUUUACCUUUACCUUUACCUUUACCUUACUUCUGAGUAUACAUAUUUUGCAUUGAGGCUAAAAGUUACUACUGGAAACUAGUGUUUCCUAUAAUGUUUUGAAAGCAAGAUGUAAACAUUUUUAUGAAUUACUCAAGGUAUAAAUAUUGCACUUACUCACAUUAUGAAAGGGAGAGGGUUUCUGGAAUGGUAAUUUCCUCUGAAAACAUUAGACAGGAAACAAUUGGCACAAACCAAUUGAAGGUAGCUGACUGGGUGACUUGAAAUAAGGAGUCUUCCACAUGUACUAUAUAGAAAAGCAAAAAUUAUUCAUGUUUGAGUUAAUCAAAAGCAAGGUCAUCUAUGUCAGGUUGGUAUCAUGGAACCAUUUCAUCAGUCCUAACUGUCUUCCCAUUCUGUUUUCAGUUACCUCUGUUGUUAUAUGGGGGACUGCACUCUUGUGUACCAGCUCAGUAACUGAAGUCAUCAUUUCCUGACCAAGAAAAUAACCCAUUUUAAGUGAGAAUUACAAAACAGAAUAUAACUUUGAAGAAUUGCUUUAAAGGAACAAAAUAGCUUAUUUUGCUUCCUGACAUGUGAUCCGAAAGCCCAGAGAGGCAUCUAAAAGGAAGUUUUAAUGGGUCUAUGUCCCAUUUAGCAUCCAAAACAGGGCAAGGUUAUCCAAAUAUAAUCCCUGAUUAAAUAAAGAGCUGUAUGAGUUAAAUGUAUUUUGGUGUAGCUUUCGUGAUUUUGAGGUUUCCCUUGACCUGGAAGACAUAGGGCAUGAGCAUGUAGAUAGAGAAUCCUCCUGUAUCUGGCCUUCUUUGAGGUUCUGUGUAAAGUGAGAGUGGCAUCUCUGCUGGUGAGGUGGGUCCCUUGAUGCUCUUACAGCACUGGCAAAUGCCUGGCAUUGCUUAACACUGGAGCCGACACUGUUUGCAAUGAUAAUUUACAUUGUUAUAAAGAACCUGUACAUACAACCUGGAAACAUGCGGAUCAGUCAGCAGAUAUCCAUGCCCUAAUAGCAUUUACUUGGGUCACUGAUUGCAUUAAAUGUGGCUUUGAAGGGAAUUUAGAUAUUUAUAGAGACAAACUUUAGAGCAAACCAACAGGAUGGCGGGUAAAUAUCAAUCAAAGAUGUGGCUGGAGGGCAAAGCAGUAGGCAGGGGUAUUUUGUGUCAUUGAGAGAUUCUCUUGGCAGUUGUGAGAUCAGGAGAGAUGGGUGACUGCACUGUGGGGAAAGACUGUUCUGUAUUAAAGAAACAGCUUUUGAAUUCUUUAAAGAUUCUCUCUACCAUAGAAGAUCAAAUUUCUAGAUGAAUAGCAUUCCAGAAACUUAAAUCAGGAAUGUAGCAAAAUGUAGGUGUCUGCCAUAUCACAUUGAACAGAUAUAUGUAUUUUUUGAUAUGACAUUGUACAGUAAUAGUCAAUUCUUUUUUAUUUGACUGUAUAUCCAACUCUGCUUCUGUUGCUUGCUUUUUGUUGACAGCACUAAAUAAAAAAUAUACGGUGCCUGUCACAAGAUGAAAAUAUGAUAACCUAUUAAGUGAUUGAGGUGGCAGCUUUUAGAGCCUGUUAAAAUUAAAGGAAAUGUUGAUUUGCAUUGUUUCCUAGUUAACACACUCUCAGCAAGAAUAAUCUAUAAUGGAAUACAUUUUGUGUUGUCACAUGAUUAGCAUUUCCCCCAACUGUGUUACAAGAAGAGUUCAAUUGCAGGCUGAGACCAUGGUUCAGGAUGUCAAUGGCAAAAUGUUGUUGAAGGCAUUGCUUCAGGUAGCUGACAAGAAUUUAAAUCUAAUGCUAUAAUCACAUAUAUGGUUUUGAAUUGGUACUCCAAUUUGCAUCCAGUAUAAUAGGUGACUAUAUAAUCACUCAAUCUCUCACACCUAUCAGCACAACACCACAAGGCUUUUAUUUUGUUAUUUUCAUAUGUCUUUCAUGCUGUGCAAAAAUGUGUGGCUAUCCUUUACUCCUCUGAGCAUGAGUGGGAUGACUGUUAAGUUUUUGUUGUUGCCCAUGAAAGAAUGAAAUCUUGUUCUAAUGAAUGAAAUCCCAACUACUGCUGAGUUUUCCAAAUUCACUUUUGCUUUCCCCCAAAAAUGUCACUGAUUGCUUAUUUAUGUUUAGAAUCCUUUUCAAAAUAUCUGUUAAUUUUCAUUCAGCUGCUUGAACUGUAUAGUUAUUCAGUGAUGAUGGCUAUUUCCUGACUUGUGAUUUGAUUUCCUCCUCAGUGGCAGCUUGACUCUGUAUAGGGCUUUGGAAUAUAUGAGUUAGCAGUUCUGCCCUGUGGCUGAAAUAAUUUUCUUUCUGAAAAGAAUUGCAGAAUUGAAGGGAAUCUGUGGAUCAUGUAGUUCACAUUGGUAAUUAAACUGGUCAAAAACACUUGAUUUUUUGACCUGGCAGUAGUCAGAUGUUGGCACGUAAUUAUUCCUGUUAGUUUAGAAGAACUGUAUUUUUUUUACUUUUUUAAGAUUUAAGCUUAAUUUAGUUAACUAUUAUGAGACAAUGAUAUGAAAUUUUACACUAUUGUGAUCAACUAUUUCAGUCUUAAAGUGUUAUGUGAAUAUAAAUAUAUAUUAAUAAUAUUCAAGACACUGAACAGUUAGUCUAGGCUUUUAUUCUUGAGUCCUUUGGAUAGUUCACACCACUAUGAUUUUUUUUAUACAAAAAGAAAUUUAACCACUAACGCACACAUAGCACAUUUAAUAGAAGGGAAAAAAAAAAGGUUUUGUGUCCUUCCAGACAACAGCAAACCAGGAGAGAAGAAACAUUUACUAGAGUUUGACAAUAUGAGGCAGUAAAAAAAAAAAAAAAAUACCUACACAUGGGCAUUCUUGGCUUCAAGGCAUAUUUGACAAGUCCACUCACUUUUUUCAGUGGGUGGUGUUGCAGCCAGGCAUCUGGCCCCCUGCAGUGAUCCGGCAUGGGGGUGGGGAGUUGACGCCGCCCCCGUGCCAUCCCUGUCCAUCACCGGUGCUGGGCGGUACCAUGCCCAGUGUGGCCCCGCUGGCCAAUCAGCACUGGUAGGGGGAGUGGCCACAGGAAAUUUAACUGUGGUGCUGCCGGGGCCCCCUCCUCUCACCCUUUUGCUGGAUCUCCCAAUCCACUUGGUCUUUCUUCAUGCUUUGCUCUGACACGACCUUGCUGUGGACAAAUUUCAGCGGCCAAAUUGUUGGGACCAGGUCGGAAUUUUUUCCACUUGGCAAAUUGGCGCCAACCAUUUGGUUUUCACCUACCUGGUAGCAAUCAUCACAUAUUUGUGUGGUUAGACAUUGGGUAAUCCUUUGUUUGGUUGGAGCAAAGUUGUAGCCUGCAUCUACCCCUCCUCAGUAAGGGUAUCCUGUUAAAGGGAUCUGGGGGUGUGCAUCCUGUCUGAUGCCCGGACGUGAGCUAGGGCCAUGCCAUGACCCCAACGGGGAUCCCUCGGGCUGCCCCUAUUUGAUGUAAGCCAUAAGGCCCACCCUAUUGGUGGUUUAACCUUAAAUUCACUCCCUGCAGAUGGGUGGGAGUCGUGAUGUAGCCUAACCCAUUGCCUAAACCAAACCGCUCACAUCUGUAACCAAUAAAGUUGUGGCCUAUUUGAACCCAUAAACCUACAUACUUGUGUCCAUGUGUUUAUUAAUCACUAGGUAAGAGUGGGUCAUGGGGCCUUGGCACACAAUAUUUGAGUGCAAUCAAAUGCUAGACAGAUUAACAAUAUUUUCCUGCCAGGUAAAUGGACUAGUGUACUGAAAGUAUUCCCCAUACCUAAUCUAUAUGUCUACCAUAACAUGUAUACCAAUUCUGAAAGGAGUAUAGCCUGUUUUUUCUAUUUAGGAUCGUAUUGCAUUCUGAUGUUGAGCUUGUAGUCCUAAACAGGUGAAGUGGUGUCUGAAUUUGUAGGAUAUGGAAGUUUCACCUUUAAUAGACAUGAAAUCUGCUUUCAGUAGAGAAGUGACAUACAGCAUAUGUAACAGUGGAGGAUGCAAGACCUGUCUAGGAUUCUAAGAUAGCAUUUGAUCUGAUCAAUUCAUGUUAAAAUCUAAUUUAAUCCAUUUUGUUUCACAUGACUUGGGUGUGAUAUUUAAAAUUACAGAAAUCUGUACUUGCUUUAAUGUAAGUUUUCCACAUCUUGCAAAUGUCUGUGUAGGACAUCUGUGCUUUAUCAGCUACAUUAAUCAACUCAUAUGUGUCCUGCUUUUAGAAACAGAGCAAGUUUUGCUCAAGAAUGUUUGUUUUUACUCAUGCUAUUAAUAUUUUUUUUAAUUGUAUGUAUUUUAUUUAUUUAAAUAUUUCGAAACCCCACUUUCAUAUAAAAUAUUGCAAGGUGGAAUGCAGCCUUAAAACACAAUACAACAACAAAAAUCAAUAGGAACAUCAAAUACAUCAGUAAAAGCUGGAUGGCAAAGAAUCUGAAGUUCGAAAGGCCUGUCUGAACAAUACAGUUUUCAGAUGAUGAAGGGAUGACUCCUGCUAAACCUCUAUUAGGGAGUCAGAUUGGACCCAGAUUGUUUUGGACCCUGUGAAUUAGCACGAAAACCUUGAACCUGGCCCAGUAGCAAAUUUGUAACUAGUGAUGCUCUAUCAGCAGUGGAGCAUCAUAACAUAAUCGUAUCAGAUACAUUAUUACUCCUUUUACAAUGGCUCCAGUAAUGUACAUUUCCCCCCAAGUUUUUUAAUCAGUACCUAACAAGCCUGUUCCAUUUUUCAAAAAAAUGUUUUUCAAAAAACUGCUUCUCUAACCUUCACCAUAUUGGUGAAUUUCACAACAAUGGGGUUAUUAGUUUCCCAGUUUGCACAGAUUGUUAUCCAUAUCAUUACUAAAAGGUUAUUUUAUCAUGUUUGUGUCUUUUGUUAGGCUUAGGUCACCAAAAUUAUAUAAUUGGUUAAUCUAAUUGCAAUUUGUAUCCCUUUAUUAUUUUAAUUUCAUUUAAUAUAGUUGCCCAAAAUUUUUAGGACAAGUUGAAUCAUGUAAUUUUCUGAUUAAUAAUAUGUUAGUUUUAUCAACCAAGCUAUGGUUUUUUUUGUUUUUUUGUUUUUAAAUUAUGGUAGAUUUAAUAAAAAGAGAACCUAUGACAAGUUCUUCAAAUGUGCAAGUAACCCAGCCUUCUCUCAGGUUUUCACACAUACAGGAACGAAGUUCGAUUCAAUAUUAUGUGUCAGCCUUGCCCUUGUCCUCAUUCUUCAGAUGGGCCAUUAAUCUUUUAAUGAUUAUUAGUGUAUGUGUAUUCCUUUAUCUGUUCAUUUGCCACUUUAUUAUUAUUUUCAAUUAAACACAAAACUAUUCUAGGGAUUAGGAGAAAUUUUCCUAGGUAAGAGUGUAUUGGUGCUAUCCACAAAUUGUUUCCGCUAAAGAGUUGCAGAACACAUUGCCUUAAGAGCUUGACCAUGAAGAAAUAAAGGUCUGGAUUAAAUAGAUCAGCAAUCUUUAUUUUAGUCAGAUUUCAGGUUUUUGUUGUUGCAGCUGGAGCUAUUACAACUAGAAAAUGAACUCUAUAUUUUGAAAAGUGAUUUGUCUGUUUCUUCUCUACGUAUUGGGAUGCUUUUUGAGAUAUAAUCACCAACUAGUCUAUAGUUAUUACACUCCAUUGGAUACAGAGUGGGCUUUUAAAGAAGUGGAUACAUCAUAGCCUCUUUCAGAUCAGAGCUUGCAGGGCAGCAGCUGAAGGAGGAGCAAAAGGGUUUUCUUGUGUGUGUGUUUUUUGUGGCUGAUUAGCUGCUCUCCCUGUGCAAAGGUCAGAGGGGGCAGGGUUUCUGUUGAGUCAGGUGAUUACCUGUGGGAGGAGCUUAUCAGAGCUUGCAGGGCAGCGGCGCGCACAGUUUGAUCCAUCUUUUAGAUUUAGGGGAGCUAGUCUCAAACGUUUGUUGGGGGAGACCUAGGUUUUUUUUUGGGGGGGGGUUAUUUGUCCUGUCUUCAUGCUUUUUAAGAUGGAGGACCACUGUAGCCACCCCCAACAACACGUUCUCAAGAUGGAGGGGGAGGGAACAGCUGCAGUCGCCUGCGGUUCCUGCGCAAUGUUUGCCAUCUUGCCAAAGGUUGCAGGCAGCUUUACCUGCAGCAAUUGUAUGUUGAUUGCCCUCUUAGAAGACAAGGUCCAGCAACUGGAGGAACAUGUAGCUACGCUCCAAAGAAUUAGAGAGCUGGAGCUCUUCUUGGAAGCAACAGAGAACACCGUCUUCACCAAGGAGGAGAUGGGGACACCCCUGAGAAGGAGGCUAGUUCACCAACACAGGUGCCAGAUAUAUGGAGAAACAUGACUCAAAGAAGUAGGAGGCCCAGGGUUCGCUCUGAUUGUUUAGAAAUACACAAUCGCUUUGAAGUCCUCUCCCCUAACAUGGAAGACGAAGAACAGACUCCAUUUGAGGAUCUCUCCCUCAUUACAGUCGAUCAGGUAUAUGAAGACAACCAGCAAAGUCAGUCCUCAGGGAAUGUGCAGGCGACCUUGGAACGGACAGCUCACGGAAGAACCCCGACCAAACCUAAGAGCAGGCGUGUAGUGGUGAUAGGGGAUUCCCUACUGAGGGGAACAAAAGCAGUGAUCUGUGGGCCUGACAAGAUGUCUCGGGAGGUGUGCUGUCUCCCUGGGGCUAAGAUCCAAGAUGUAACUGAACGACUGCAAGGAAUCAUAAAACCCACUGACAAAUACCCUUUCCUCUUGGUUCAUGUGGGAACCAAUGACACUGCAAGCAAUAGCCUCCAGAAGAUCAAAAGAGACUACGAGGCUCUGGACAGGAAAUUGAAGCAAUUAAACGCACAUAUUGUCAUCUCAUCUGUCCUCCCGGUUGAACGAUGUGGCCCAGGGAGAGAGGAAAAAAUAGUGGAAGUGAACAGCUGGCUUCGCAAAUGGUGUAAACAGGAACGGUUUGGAUUCUAAGAUCACAGACUGCAGUUUCUUGAAGAUGGACUUCUGGCAAGCGAUGGGCUGCACCUCACAACGGUUGGGAGGAAUGUUUUUGCCAAAAAUCUCAGAAACCUCAUCAGGAGGGCUUUAAACUGACUAAUAUGGGGGAGGGAGACAGUGCUCCUGAAGGUAGGAGUCUAUCAUUGAUGAAGAUGAUCAUCCAAAUGUCAUAGACCAAAUGGAGCAAACAGCAUGCAGACCUAGUGGUGGGAGGAAAAAAUCCUUAAAUAAGAGACACGGGGGAAUGAUUAAUGGACUUCAAUGUCUGUACACUAAUGCGCAAAGCAUGGGAAAUAAACAAGAUGAGCUUGAGCUCUUGGUACAGCAAACUAAAUAUGACAUAAUAGGCAUCACUGAAACCUGGUGGGAUAAGUCCCACGAUUGGAAUGUAAUAAUGGAGGGAUACAAUCUAUUUCAGAGAAACAGACCAGACAUGAAAGGAGGAGGAGUGGCGUUAUAUGUCAGGGAUGUGUAUACUUGUGAAGAGAUCCAAGAUUCAGAACCUCAAAGCCAAAGUGAGAGCAUUUGGGUCAAAAUUAAGGGAGAGAAGAAUAACAGAGACCUCAUUGUGGGAGUUUACUAUAGAUCCCCAAGCCAAACGGAGGACAUAGAUGAUGCCUUCCUGGAAGAGAUGGCCAAGCAUGCAAAAGGAAGGGAGAUAGUAGUAAUGGGGGACUUCAAUUACCCGGAUAUUUGUUGGAUGUCAAACUCAGCCAAGAGCAUAAGGUCAAACAGAUUCCUCACUGGCCUUGCAGACAACUUCAUUGUCCAGAAAGUGGGAGAAGCAACAAGAGGAACAGCCAUUUUAGAUCUGGUCCUAACCAAUGUUGAUGACCUGGUUAGUGGGGUAGAAGUGGAAGGAUCUUUAGGCGCGAGUGAUCAUGCUCUUCUGAAGUUUACUAUACAGCGGAAAGGAGCAGCCAAGCAUACUAGGACUCAAUUUCUUGACUUUAAGAAAGCCGACUUCAUAAAACUUAGGGAAGUGCUGGGUGAGAUCCCAUGGACAGUAAUACUAAAAGGAAAGGGAGUUCAUGAUGGCUGGGAGUUUGUUAAGAGGGGAUAGUACAAGCACAACGUCAGUCAAUACCAAUGAGACGGAAACAUGGAAGGUGCCUAAAGAAGCCAGGGUGGCUAUCUAAAGAACUUUUAACUGAGUUAAGAUUAAAAAGGAUGUGUACAAAAAAUGGAAAAGGGGGGAAACCACCAAAGAGGAAUUCAAACAAAUAGCCAGCACGUGUAGACACAAAGUCAGAAAAGCUAAAGCAUAGAAUGAACUCAGGCUUGCUAGGGAGGUUAAAAGCAACAAAAAAGGCUUUUAUGGGUAUGUCCGUAGCAAAAGGAAGAACAAAGAAACAGUGGGGUCACUCAGAGGAGAAGAUGGUGAAAUGCAAACAGGGGACACAGAAAGGGCUGAACUCCUCAAUGCCUUCUUUGCCUCAGUCUUCUCCGAUAAAGAAAACAAUGCCCGACCUGAAGAAUUUGGAGCAAAUGAUUCAGCAGAGGAAACACAGCCCAGAAUAACUAAGGAGAUAGUACAAGAAUACUUGGCUAGUUUAGAUGUAUUCAAGUCUCCAGGGCCAGAUGAACUGCAUCCAAGAGUAUUAAAAGAACUGGCAGAUGUGAUCUCAGAACCACUGGCAGUCAUCUUUGAGAAUUCCUGGAGAACAGGCGAAGUCCCGGCAGACUGGAGGAGGGCAAAUGUUUUCCCUAUUUUCAAAAAGGGGAAAAGAGAGGACCCAAAUAAUUACCGCCCAGUCAGUCUGACAUCAAUACCAGGGAAGAUUCUGGAGCAGAUCAUUAAGCAAACAGUCUGUGAGCACCUAGAAAGGAAUGCUGUGAUCACCAAUAGUCAGCAUGGAUUUCUGAAAAAUAAGUCAUGUCAGACUAACCUGAUCUCGUUUUUUGACAGAAUUAGAAGCCUGGUAGAUGAAGGGAACGCAGUGGAUGUAGCCUACCUUGAUUUCAGCAAGGCAUUUGACAAGGUGCCCCAUGAUAUUCUUGUAAAGAAGCUGGUAAAAUGCGGUCUUGACUAUGCUACCACUCAGUGGAUUUGUAACUGGCUGACUGACCGAAGCCAAAGGGUGCUCAUCAAUGGUUCCUCUUCAUCCUGGAGAAGAGUGACUAGUGGGGUGCCACAGGGUUCUGUCUUGGGCCCGGUCUUAUUCAACAUCUUUAUCAACGACUUGGAUGAUGGACUCAAGGGCAUCCUGAUCAAAUUUGCAGAUGACACCAAACUGGGAGGGGUGGCUAACACCCCAGAGGACAGGAUCACACUUCAAAACGACCUUGACAGAUUAGAGAACUGGGCCAGAACAAACAAGAUGAACUUUAACAGGGAGAAAUGUAAAAUAUUGCACUUGGGCAAAAAAAAUGAGAGGCACAAAUACAAGAUGGGGGACACCUGGCUUGAGAGCAGUACAAGUGAAAAGGAUCUAGGAGUCUGGUUGACCACAAACUUGACAUGAGCCAACAGUGUGACGCGGCAGCUAAAAAAGCCAAUGCAAUUCUGGGCUGCAUCAAUAGGAGUAUAGCAUCUAGAUCAAGGGAAGUAAUAGUGCCACUGUAUUCUGCUCUGGUCAGACCUCACCUGGAGUACUGUGUCCAGUUCUGGGCACCACAGUUCAAGAAGGACACUGACAAACUGGAACGUGUCCAGAGGAGGGCAACCAAAAUGGUCAAAGGCCUGGAAACGAUGCCUUAUGAGGAACGGCUAAGGGAGCUGGGCAUGUUUAGCCUGGAGAAGAGGAGUUUAAGGGGUGAUAUGAUAGCCAUGUUCAAAUAUAUAAAAGGAUGUCAUAUAGAGGAGGGAGAAAGGUUUUUUUCUGCUGCUCCAGAGAAGCGGACACGGAGCAAUGGAUCCAAACUACAAGAAAGAAGAUUCCACCUAAACAUUAGGAAGAACUUCCUGACAGUAAGAGCUGUUCGACAGUGGAAUUGGCUGCCAAGGAGUGUGGUGGAGUCUCCUUCUUUGGAGGUCUUUAAGCAGAGGCUUGACAACCAUAUGUCAGGAGUGCUCUGAUGGUGUUUCCUGCUUGGCAGGGGGUUGGACUCUAUGGCCCUUGUGGUCUAUUCCAACUCUAUGAUUCUAUGAUUCUAGGUAGCAGCACACCAUCAUGCAAUGCUGUGACUACCACACCUCUGAGCCCAUCAGUCACCCCAUUUCAGUUCAGUUUCACAAGCCAGGGCAGGCAAGGAUCUAAUGAGCAGAUGGCUGGAUACAUCAUUGCAUCCUAUACAUGCAUCCUAUACAUAUAACCAGGCUGCAUUCACUAGAACUGAUCCCUCAACCAUGGCUUUGAUAAAAUGUUGGACACCUGAGUUGGCAUGGCCACAGGAGCAGUAUCUGCACCAUUGCAGUCCCAAGCAACUUUAUCUUCAAAAUGUUUAGCCAGCCGAUUACAGGUAGCCACCACAUGCUCCAGAGGUCUCACCCCCUGGUCAGGCAUGACCAGCCUCCAGGUCACAUUGAACAACUCUGCUGGGCACCUCUUUGAGGAUGCAGUGGAUCUAUUUGCUGUUCCCACAGCCAUGUGGCAGACACCGUAAUUAAUCUGAAAACAUUCUCAGCCAGUUCCAGAGCAAGAUUUAAGUUGCUUAACUACCAGCCAAUGCCUUUUCAAUUUCAUCAAAGGAAGCUCCUCAGUGACAGUAAGAGCUGUUUGACAGUGGAAUGGACUCCCAUGUGAGGUGGUGCACCCUCCUUCCUUGGAGGUUUUUAAGCAGAGGUGGAAUGGCCAUCUGCCAUGGAUGCUUUAGAUGAGAUUCCAACAUUGCAGGGGGUUGACUAGACGACCCUUUGGGUCCCUUCCAACUCUACAAUUCUAUGAUUCUAUUAUCUGUCAUUUUGUUUUGUGCAUGGAUGUAGUGGCACCCUAGAGGUAUUUCCCUACUUUUCACAAAGUCUCUGACCACCCCCACUCACUGUUCCUUUGGUCAUGAAAUGAUGAGCAUUGUGUUUCUAAUUCACAGCUAUUCUAAGAAAAAGCAAAUAUUUGCUCAGUAUAUUCUACUGCAUAUUUGUAGACCCUACUCACUUCUCUUUAAAUUGCUCGUGCCAUUUUAUUUUUGAUGAAACAGCAAUAUAACCAAUGUGAAAUUCAGGGGAGAUAAACCCUCUGGCUCUUCUCCCUCCAUCUGCCUUAGUAGGCUUGACCUCUUGCCCUAGUUGUCAUUCAAGUUCUCAAUGUGAUUUCCCACUGUUUUGAAUCAAGGCUACUCAUGCAUUUAAGAGAUGAAAUGUAUUUCAACCAACUGAGAAAGAGGAAUACAAAAUUGAUUUACUGAUAUUAUUUUUCCACCACUUUGGAAGCCUCAGUUCACUUUUCUCGGUGUGGCCCUUUAUUUUAUGAGUCUGCUGGAUCAAGCCAAGUGCCUGCUCUCCCCAUUGCCAACCAGAUGCCUCUUCUGGGAAAGCCACAAGCAGGAUCCGAGCACAAGAAUCUCCUCCCUUCCUUUUCUUUUCAACUACUGGUAUUCAGAAGCAUUGCUGCCUUUAGCUGUGCAGGUAGAGCAGAGCCAUCAUUGCUAGCAUUAUCACUAGCCUCUUUUAAAGCCACCCCAGCUGGUGGCCUUCAUGAGUGAGUUCCAUAGUUUAACUAUGUGCUGUGUGAAGAAGGAAUUUCUUUUAUCUGUCCUGAAUCAUGACAUCUAGUGGAGCUCUUCACAACCUCUAUAUGUUUUAAUGGCCCUGAAGAAUUUAGCAUUGUCAGCAAUCUUGGCCACCCAUCUCUAGCUCACUUAUGAACAAAUUGAGAAGCACAGGUCUUAAUAUUGCUUAUUGGCAGAGAACUGUCCAUUUAUUCCUUCUCUCUGCUUUCUGCACCUUAACCAAUUCCUGAUUCACAAGAGGACCUGGAUACUCCUUUUCUUGGGUGCUAGUGAAACUCUCAAGUAAACACAGUUUGCAUAUGUUAGUGUCUGAAAUUAUAUGCUGUUUUCCCCUUACUGAUGAACAAAAUGAACUUGCUUUAUUAGAGAAGAAGCAGAGGAUUUUGGAUAGAAACAGAUUCCCUCACUCCGAACAAGAACACCUGUGUUGAUAGAAAGGGUGCUGCAUAGCUAGAUUGGUAGUGUUAAAAAUCUAAAUGGCACCGCUUACUGGUGGUAAAUUAUAACAAUAUACAAAGCAAUCAGUGUUUAUUGUGUUUUAAUGGUACUACAAGAUCUGCCACCUGAGGAUCCUCACUACUCCAUCUCUUUUCUGAUUUGUCCUGCUGAUGACUACAGGAAGGUCUUAGUGAUGGGGCUUUCAUUAUGCCCUAGAAAGUUCUAGGAGUUUUGUUCUGUAUUAUCCAGGACUGCAAGAAGCUAUGGGUGGCAUUGCUCAUGGUUCCCAGAGUUCCUAGAGACGGUGGAAAGGACUUUAGGGAAUCAGUCUAGAUUAUGUUGUUGAUUGAAGAACAUUCCAGUUGACAGAGGUGGGUGAGUCUUGUUUUCAUAUUAAUCUGUGAUUUAUUUAUUUAAAAAAGCUCCAUGUGGAAAUUUGUAUUUAAAUGCAAAUUUUUAUCACAAAAUAUUUUAUCACAAAAUGUUUCCAGGCACUUUGACUUGUGCCUGGAAACAGACCAGUAGCCUGUGAAGCUGUUCUAGCAAGGAAGUCACCUGCUCCCUAUUGUUGUUGUAUAGUCGUUUAGUCGUGUCCGACUCUUCAUGACCCCAUGGACCAGAGCACGCCAGGCACUUCUGUCUUCCACUGCCUCCCGCAGUUUGGUCAGACUCAUGUUUGUAGCUUCGAGAACACUGUCCAACCAUCUCGUCCUCUGUCAUCCCCUUCUCCUUGUGCCCUCAAUCUUUCCCAACAUCAGGGUCUUUUCCAGGGAGUCUUCUCUUCUCAUGAGGUGGCCAAAGUAUUGGAGCCUCAGCUUCACGAUCUGUCCUUCUAAUGAGCACUCAGAGCCAAUUUCCUUAAGAAUGGAUACGUUUGAUCUUCUUGCAGUCCAUGGGACACUCAAGAGUCUCCUCCAGCACCAUAAUUCAAAAGAAUCAAUUCUUCGGCGAUCAGCCUUCUUUAUGGUCCAGCUCUCACUUCCAUACAUCACUACUGGGAAAACCAUGGCUUUAACUAUACGGACCUUUGUUGGCAAGGUGAUGUCUCUGCUUUUUAAGAUGCUGUCUAGGUUUGCCAUCGCCUUUCUCCCAAGGAGCAGGCGUCUUUUAAUUUCAUGACUGCUGUCACCAUCUGCAGUGAUCAUGGAACCCAAGAAAGUAAAACGCUAGGGUCACUUAGUUGGCAGAUCCUGAGUAUGGGGCUGUUUGAGCCAGUUGAAGUUUCUGAGUCCUUUUCAGAGUCAGUCCCAUGUUGGUUGCACUUCAGAAGUCCAAACGGGAGUGGAAUAGGGUUGGGUUGGAAGUUCCAAGCUGAAUUAACCCUUAGGGUUCUAGAAAAUGUUUUAGCAAUGUGUUCAAGCUCCCACAUGUAUUGCGAGGCCAGACUGCUUUUCAUAAGGUUUUCCUUUUUUGUGCACCAGAGUUCACAUUGUGAUAUCUCUGUGUCUCUUACCUGCAGAUGUAGGACCAUAUUGGAUACUUUAUCAUCUGAGCUAUGGCCAUCCUACAUGGCAUUUCUAUACCAUGGUGGUGCAUUAUGAUUAGGUGCUAGGUUACACUAUAUCUGGUGUUUUGUUUUGGCAAUGUAGGUGGGGUAGUCAUCAGUGUGGGGGCAGGUACCAUAAUCCUUCCUCUUUGUGGCAGUUGUUAAGAGAAUGGUCAUGGAUUGAAGGAGUAAAGGACACAGUGUAAAUGUGCUCCUCUGCUCUGCUGCCUACAUCCGACCCACUGUUCCACUCCAUUUCAGCCAUUCUGUUGGAUUAUCUGAGAUGUUCCACUAUCUAGCAUAUUUGUCAUGGGGUGGCAUAGCUGUUGUUCUGCCAGUGUCUCACUGAACGCUAGGGUCGCUUAGUUGGCAGAUCCUGAGUAUGGAGUUGUGCUCUUCCCAGUCACUAGACGGGCUUGUUGUGGCCUUACUGGAAAGCUUAUAGCUAAGACCAAGACCUGUAAAGCUGAGAGGCUAUUUUCAUAUUUCUAGUUACAGGUAGGUAGCCAUGUUGGUCUGCAGUAGUCGAAACAAAAUAAAAAAACUUCCUUCCAGUAGCACCUUAGAGACCAACUAAAUUUUUUAUUGGUAUGAGCUUUCGUGUGCAUGCACACUUCUUCAGAUACAAUUCAGAUUCGUGUGCAUUUUGUUUAGGCUAUUUUCAUGUAAGUGUUCCAGGAAGAUAUUUCAAGAAAUAACACAGUGCAAAAUCUCUUACCAAAUUUAACUGAAGUUGAGUAUUAUCUUUGUACUUCAUGUGCUGAGUUAGUUUGAGUCAUCUGGCCAUGCUGAACUUGAGGUUUUGCAGAUUCCACUUUGACAAGGCACCAGAGAGAAGCAAACAAAUAAAAGCAAGCACUACUGCUAAUCAUUUUGGGAAACAGAAAAGCCCAGUAUUAUUAUCCAUUAUUCUCAAAUCCUCAACUGUCAUAACCUUCUUUCUUUGACCUCCUCCUCCUCCCUUUUUUUGUAUCCUAGCUAUUAAUUGUCAGAGCAAACCCUUUCCAUAUUUCAUAAUAUUCUGUCAUUACAUUACCUUAAACUAUUUUAAUCUUAUCUUACUAUAAAAAACCUUGAAACUUAAAACUUAAGUCUUAUCUUUACCAACUUCUCAUCACCAUAAUAUUCUUUCAUAAUUCUUUAAACAUUUUUACUAAAGCCGAGUAAUUUCAUUCCAACAUUUUUCUAACAUUCAUCAAUUUUAUAAAACAGUCCUAGUAGUAAUAAAAAGAAAUAAAAACAAAUCCAAUCUUCAUCCAGCAUCCCUUCCUCCUGGUCCCGGGUUUAGUCAGUCCUUAUUAUCCCGUCGAUCUAGCGCAUUAACCGGGUAACCUUAUAUCCGAGGCCCUUAAGUCUCUUCCAUGUCCCUUCCGCAGUUCUUCUUCAUAUUUGUAACUGUAUUUUCCCUUGUCUCCUGCUCGUGGGAACUCCAGCUUAACAAUAUUUCUGACCCUUCUCGACAGAUCAGCCCCUUUACCAUAAUCAACACUAAAUUCCAUGUGGUUUUUAAAAACAUGUUUCAAAAUCCCUCCAAAAUUAAGAGCCCCCACAAUCCCAAACAUCUCACGGCCCAUUGCCAGACUUGAAAAGUCCAAACAUCCCUGCAUGGGGGGGGGGGGCAAUCCAGCCCCCCAUUUCGAAGCCAAACCAAACUUUUUCUUUCCAAAUCUGGCUUUUUCCAAGUUCAUUUGUCAAAUCCGAAAGCUCAUAUUCCUGUUGGGCCUGUUCUGUCAAGACACACUCCUGAUUUAAUUCCUGGGUGGGCUCCACAUAUUUUCCCACUGUCUGUUCAAAGUUUCCCACUACCUGUUCAAAGUUUCUAAUUGAAUUCACCAUCAAAUUCGUCUUCUCAUGUAGCUGUUCCAGUAGGGCAUUUGUUUUAUAGAAAGCACACAACAGAGCUUCUGAAUACAUUGUCCUGCAAGGUCAGAUGUCUAUUUCCCACGAUUGUAAUCUGUAACAGCUGCCAGCUCCCUGGAAUUAGUUACAGUUUCACAGUCUCCCUCUAGGGGGAAAACUUCUAUUUGUUCUUGCAACAAAGUUUUCCUUUUUGAGAUAUUUUGUCAAUAUUUGUUCCUUUAAACUGCGAAAGGGAACAGUGGAAUCACUGUGUUUCUCUUCUUUUAGCUAUCUGUCAACAACGUUUGUCUCUGGUCAAUGAGCUUCAAACGUCAGUCCUGACACCCCGCUCCAGGAUCAGGACGGUGGAAAGUUACUUUACUUUAAACUCACUUCUGCAGGUUUAAACAGUCCGAAAAAGAUCCCCCUUCUUCUCCUGCUGCUGAAGGGGGGUUCCACAAUUUUAAAUGAUGAAAGCCAAUCCUUUGGCGGCGAUUUUCUGAGCUCUAGUUUACGUUGUCUUUGCUUUAUCUGUCUACAAAGAAACGGAAGGCUGACUUCCUGUUUAGACCUUCCCGUUUCAGUACCAAAUUGAAAUAAUUUUUUAAGUCCAAUUCCUUUCUGCUCGCAAGUCCUUAUUUAAAGUCCAGUUGUUCAAAGUUUAAGUACUCACGGGUGCUUAUUUUAGAAUCCAAAUUGUCCCAGGAAAAAGGCAGCGCUCUCCGGCAACGGCUAUGCGGCUUCGCUCCACGGAAAUAGCAGUUGACUCACAGCACCGCACCACUUCCCCCUCUUCACUUCGGAGCCCGUUAGUGGGUUCCUUUGCGGGUUGGGGGGGCGCUAAGGGUGCCCGCCAAGUCCCAUGGUCACAGGCUUCAUCCGCCUGUGAUUUUUAAAAGGGUCCCCGCUUCGCCGUAGCAGAAAAGACCCGUUUCGCGCGGAGCUAGUCCCUCCAGUUCAGAGGGAGUCCGCCAUUACCGAUGGCGCCACCCCGGAAGUCGUGAGCGAAGUUCUUUAUGAACUUCCUGUAGAAGUUGCUGAAGCCUAAGAACCUUUGCACAUCUUUCCGGGUUUUGGGGGCUUUCCAUUCCAGCACUGCCUUCACCUUGCCUGGGUCCAUAGCUAGGCCCUUGUCUGACAACUUGUACCCCAGAAACUCGACCUCCCUGGCGUGAAAUUGGCAUUUUUCCAGCAUGACCCACAACUGAUGCUUCUGCAGUCUCUGUAGCACUUCCCUGACAUCUCUGACGUGUUGCUUCUCAUUGUCCGAAUAGAUUAAGAAGUCAUCCAAAAAGGCUACGCAAUUCUUGUACAGCAGGGGCCCCAACACGUGGUGCAUGAAUCCUUGAAAACAGGCGGAGCCCGAUUGUAAUCCAAAUGGCAUGACUAAGCACUCAAAGGCCCCCAGGGGGUGAACAUGGUCGUUUUCCAUUCGUCCCAUCCCUUACCCUAAUUAAAUUGUAUGCCCCCCUGAGGUCCAGCUUGGUAAAAAUCUUCCCCUGCCUCACCCGGGUUAAAAUGUCAUCAAUCCUUGGCAUUGGGAAGGUCACGGGUUCAGACACCAGGUUCAAGGCCCUAUAAUCUACGACCAACCUGGGCUGAUUGGUCCCCUUUUUGUCUACAAAGAACACCGGACUGCCCCCCACCGCCUUUGAUUCCCUUAUGAACCCCCUCUUCAGGUUCUGAUCAAUAAACUGCCGCAACUCCUGCAUCUCCCGGUCUGACAUGGCGUACAGCUUACCCACCGGCAACUAAGCCCCUGGGAGUAGGUUGAUUUGGCAGUCAAAGGGCCUGUGUGGGGGGCAGUCCGCUGAAGACCUUCUUCACAUCAGCAUAUUGUGGUGGCACCUCCCCUUGUUGUUCCACGGCCAGCCCAGCAACCCUGGCUACUGUCAUUCUUGGGUUCUCCCCUCCCAGACAGUGUCCUAAGCAGUAAGCUGACCCAAAGGUGACUGACCGCUGAUGCCAUAACACUACUGGAUCAUGCAGUGCCAGCCAGCUCAUUCCCAGUAUUAUUGGGGGUCCUGCCAGUGUGGCCACGUGAAAGGCAAUGGUCUCCGUGUGCCUGGAAACCCUCAUUCGCAUUGGCAGGGUCUGGUGUGUCACUUCCCCUCCCAGAAGUUCCCUGCCAUCGAUGGUUGUCACCUGCAAGGGAAAAUCCAGAGGCAACAGGUGGAGUUGGUGCUCCAGAGCAAAGUCUCUGCUGAAGAAAUUACACGAGCUGCCCGAAUCCAGCAGUCCCUUAACCUUGACAGGGUGCCCAUUCGGGAGUUCUAGCACCACUUCUAUGGCUAUAGCUGCCUUGGGGGGGUCAGGCUGGGGCACUUCUAUUGGUUGCUGGCCUGGCUGCUGCCCCUGCUGGUUGUCGUUUCCCUGCGCCUGCUCUUCCUCCCCCUUCUCGUUGUGGCCUGCAGCCCCCACCAUCCCUUGCCAGGCUUUCCUUUGAGGGCAGACCUUAGCAAAAUGUCCUGGUCGUUCACAGAGGAAACACUUCUUGGUAGUUUUCCAGUCCUUUCCCUCCCUUUUACAACCUUCACGGGAGUUUGAAACCUCGCGCGCGCCAUCAAUUUCCAUUGGCUCUGCCGCCUGGGGAGGCUCCCUCGGUAUCUCAGGAAUGCGGUAGUCAUGGAAACGUUCCCCUCUCAUUUCCCGCUUCUCCUGAGCCCGCGCUUCUUGGCGUACGCCUAUCGCGAGCACCGCCUUUGUGAGCUCAUCCAUCGACCGUGGGCGGGGCGCUCAGGACAACUCGUCUUUCACUUCGGGGGAAAGACCCGCCUCAAACAACAUUUGUAUUGGUUCAGAGCCCAGAUCCCACCCGAGCCGGUGUACUAACAUUGCAAAACGCGACCAGUAGCUUCUGACGGACUGGCUCCCCUGCUUGCAAUCAGUUCCCGACGUGUCAUGCUUUGCUCCACCUCACUGGAAAACAUCGCGUCCAUCCCCUGAAGGAAUUUAUUAAGGUCCUUCAAGGCACCAUUUUGCGUCGCCAUUAGGGGCCUGAUCCAUUCUCUCGCCCCAUCCUGCAGAUGCCCCACAAUGUAAGCCACCCUCUCCCCGUCAUCAGCAAAGUCAUUUUUCUGCAGCUCCAAAGUGUACUGCACUUCCGUUCGGAAAGCAUUGUAGUCUUGGGGCUUCCCCCCAAAUUUGUGUACCAGCCCCGGUACCUUCCUUGCGAUGGGGGUGGCUCUGACCUGUGCAUCCUGAGCCCGUCUUUCCUCCAGCCGCGCUGUCAGGAUAGCUACGUGCAUCUCCAAGUCUUGGUUCCUCUCGACCAGACUCCGCACUGCAGCUGGCUGCUCCGUCUCUCCGGCUGCUCCUGUUUGGCUCAUCUUGCUGCCUCUCCAGGGCUACGCACAAGCAACGUCAGGGACUAACGGAUUGCUGUAAUGGUUCUAAGGGUUGCUUGUGUGUAAAUCAACGCCACCCUUGGCUGGUUGCCUGAAUGAACCCUUUCUUUCUGGACAGCCACGCGCCCGUGACUGUCUCAAUCACUGGCAGAAUCCGUUAGUGGGCGUUUCUUGAACUUCUUCCAGCAAAGAAGCUCUUUGAUGCCUAGUCUCCGCCUAGCUUCCCUGCGCGGAAGCCUUCUGCGCAGGGAGGGUGUGGGCAUCGGAGGACCCGUGCUCUCCCCACUGGUUCCCGGCGAGGAGUCUUGGAGCCACCUCACCGAUUCCCCCAUCUGCCCCCCUUCUCCACUGGUGUUACGCUGAUUUCCUUCCCCAGAAGAUGUGCUGCUUCUCUCCCUCCCGGGACGCUCUCCGGAAUCCCUCUGGAGCCCUCCCUCUCCCUCUGGCUCCGAUGGCAGUUCCCUGACAGUCUGCCAUAGUUGAAACAAAAUAUAAAAACUUCCUUCCAGUAGCACCUUAGAGACCAACUAAGUUUGUUAUUGGUAUGAGCUUUCAUGUGCAUGCACACUUCUUCAGAUACAAUUCAGAUUCCACUUUGAGGUUUUGCAGAUUCCACUUUGACAAGGCACCAGAGAGAAGCAAACAAAUAAAAACAAGCACUACUGCUAAUCAUUUUGGGAAACAGAAAAGACAGCAAAUUAAUUUAACUUAUCAUAGUAUCAACCGAUGUGAACUCAAGGGUUUUUCAGACUGUUGAGGGUUGGGUUAAAGUGUAUGUCUUUCACUCUGCUAAUUGAUCUUCUUCUUCUCUGGCGAUCACUCGUAGCCAAGUAAGAUUGUCUUCCAUGAAUGUGGUCUUAACAGUGAGUCCGUAAGUGACUGUGGAGGCCAAUUGUGGAUCCAUACGUCCUUCCACAGUAAAGACAUAGGUUUCCAGGCAGGAGUUGAUCAUGGUGAGGAUUUGUCAAAUGUGCCUUCCUCUUAGCUCAUUUCUCCCUUCCUGAGUUCGUGCUUCUUCAAAGUCCAUGACACCUUUGGUAAAGGCUGUUCUCCAGUUGGAGCACUCACAGGCCAAUGUUUCCCAGUUAUCAGUGGUUAUACUACAUUUUUAAAGAUUUGCCUUGAGAGAGUCUUUAAACAUCUUUUGUUGUCCACCAGCUUUCCAUUCUUAGAUUGGGAAUAGAGUAGUUGCUUUAGAAGACAAUAAGCCCAUUUCAAUAUACUGUCAGGGGUAUGAGAUACAUUUUGAUUGCUCUCCUCUGGAGUAUUGUUUAUGAUGUUUUAAGCCUUCGUUUGUUCUUUCAGGCUGAAUUGCAUUUCUGCUUUACAAAAUUCCUUUGUAAAUAGCAUUGUAAGAAAUAAUGUAUACUCUCUGUAUAGGCCAGUAUUUAUUUAUUUAUUUAUUUAUUUAUUUACCUUCUUAAAUAUUAGUCUAUCAAUAAGGGGGUAGAUGUUACUUCCAAAACAAUGAGAAACUAUUUGAAAAUAGUCAGAAAAAUUAAUUUGUCCUAUUAAUCACUUACAACAGUGGGGUUUGGGAUUUUUUUGUGCUUUUUUGUGCUUAGAAAGCUUUCUGCCCAGGGUACUCUUUUCAUCUGCGCUCAUUUGCUAAGCUGAUCUUUCAUGUCUAUUAUGAAAGCCUGGACAAACACAAACCCCUGUGUUGCAAAAUGUAACAAUCUGCAAAAAUGCAAACACAACACGCUGGCUAAUAACUGUUAAUGAAUAUAUAAUCAGUUAUGAUGUCAUUCAAAAUAUAUGAAUAAGCCAGUUCAAAAUGGUUUAUAUAUCAUACAACACAUCUCACAAAAUAUACAAGUAUCUACAAGUUAUUACAUGUAUCAGAGUCAAACAAAGAAUCAAACGAAUCAAUGAAUAGCGAGGAACGCCAAGCCGUCUCUCAAAGGAAGACAUCUCUCCGAAGUCUCAAAAGGACAGUAUAUCCGGAAUAGUUCCUUCUGUCUCAUUAUUCCAGCAAUUAGUUACCCGCAAUUUGGAAAAGCUAGAAUAGAAGGGCCCUAGAGCUAGGGACAAUCUAACGAAGUCACAACGUACCUGUCUCAAUAACCUUUCUAAUGACACCACUAUAAUUAUUAAACCAGCAGACAAAGGAGUAUUAUUAUCCAGAAUAGACAACAGUAUGUGGAAGAGGCCACAAUAUUAUUUUCUGAUUCCCCUUUUUAAUGUUCAAAUGGCCAAAGAUCCCACAAAUUCUAUAGCUACCAUUCUAAAACCAGUAUUACAUCAUGCAUAUUCAAUAGGGGUAAUUGACAAACACACUUUCGAGUUUCUCCUGCCUUCUUAUCCUUGUACGCCCAUUUUUUUAUUGUUUACCUAAAAUCCGUACGCUCCCUGCCAGGUAGACUGAUAGUAUUGGGUUCCGGUUCCAUUCUGGCACCCAUUGCCAAAUAUUAAGAUUCAUUUUUACAACCUUUUGCCAGGGACUCUCCUGCCUACCUACAAGAUAUGGCUCAUUUUAUCUGUGCAAUAGAGCAUACUAGAGUUACUAAAAUUAUAUUAGCAUCUUUAGAUGUAGCCUCCAUCUAUACCAAUAUCCCUCUAGAUGAAGCACAGUUCAUCAUCAGUCAUCUCUGGCAAUCAUGUUUGGACCCCUCUCCCCCUACUGAAUUCUUACUUGAUUUACUGGACAUACAGUAAAUGUAAAUGUAGUGUUAGAAAAGAAUUAUUUUUGGUUUAUGGAUCAAUUUUAUUUUCAAUCGCAGGGAGUAGUGAUGGGAUCUCCUUUAGUCCCCUAGUCCCCUCAGUAGCAAAUAUUUUCAUGAAUUCUUUUGAAAAAGCUCAUAUUCUACAUCACAACCCCUAUUCUUCAUCUUUAUUACUUUAUUACAGAUACAUAGAUGAUUUAUUUUUUCUUUUCAGCUUCUUGGCAUGAAUUAAUUCCAUCCACCCUUCUUUAUCCUUUUCUGGACAUCAUAGUUCCAUUUCAUGCACAUUCCUAGAUGUCGAAGUCAUCAAACAGGAUGGCUAUCUGUCUGUUAAACCUUAUCCGAAGCCCACCGACUGCAACUCUUUACUACGUUACUCUUCCUUUCAUCCUAGACUUCUUAAGGACAACCUACCAUAUGGACAUUUUUUAUGAAUUAAAAGAAACUCUUCAUUUAAUCAUGAUUUUCUUAAUAGUAUGGAUGCUCUUUUGGAUUCUCUCCGCUCUGGGGAUAUCCUAGUUCAGUCAUUAAUAUGUCUAAACAAAGAUCCAUACUAAAGGACCGUUCAACACUCCUCACCCUGAACCCAUUAUCAACGUUGAACACGCAUGUCGCGGGAUCGUUAGAAUUCACCACUUAUGCAGAUAGAAUUAUUAGGACCAUUCACAAACAUUGGCACAUUCUAUGGACUUUCCCCUCGUCGGCCUUAGGAGGACUAAGUCUAUUAAGAAUAUACUAGUGCAUACUGAUAUGACUCCCACUCAUUCCAUUGUCAAUACCAGCCCUACGGUCAUUAUAAAUGUGGCAGAUGUUCAUCCUGCCCCUUCUCAUUACAGAUUAAAGAGAUUUAUGACAAAAAUUCUAGCUUUAGGUUCACCAUCCGUCAUUUUAGUAAUUUUAUUCUAGGCUUCUUGCCCUGCCAGACAAAUCUAGAAAUAUCUCUCUGCCACUUCUUGAAACAAUCCAUUUUAUCCAAAAUUUGCAAUGUUUGAAACAGAAACAACAUUCUAGGCAAUACAUUCAUUUUUAUCGCAGCAAUGCGGCCUAGCAGUGAAUGAAUGAAUGAAUGAAUGAAUGAAUUUAUUAAUACGGUCACAGACCAGCGUCAACACACACAAUAUCACAGAUCAUAAAAAAAAUCAGAAAUACAGAGGACAAUAUAAAUAUAACAAGGAUUUAAAUAUAAAAAAUUAAAAUUAAUUAUUAGCGUGCCCCCUAUAGUUAACAUUUGGGGGUUUGGUCAUUAUGGGAUACCACUUGCUUCCUGCGAUUAAUUGCAGACGCACAGAAUUUGGCUACAUUUAAUGUAGUCUUGGGAUUCUUGUCCUCUAGCAGUAAUUUUAAACUAUGGUGUUCCGAUUCUUUCCUGGACUUUUGCAAAACAGGUGUAAUAAAAGUCAAACGUAUAUCCUCAUAAAAACGACAGCGUAAUAGUACAUGUGAAGCAGUUUCAACUUCCAACGAGCCACAAGGGCAGACCCGUGCUGUGUAUGGUUUACCCUCAAAUCUGCCCUGAAGUAAGGCAGAAGGGAGAACGUUGAAUCUGGCAAGGGUAAAAGACCGUCUGUAUUUGGGUACCUGAAGACCUGACAGAUAGUUAGCUGGAGAGAAACCUCUCCCAUGGUCCCUUAUCGCUGGAUGUUUGAUCAUUUCGCUCAUGUGGCAUUGUAAUUCUACGUCCUACGGCCGUCCUACGGCCUAGCAGUGAAAGCUUCAAAUUUGACCAAAUUUCUAAAUCUUUUUUCACUUCCUUCCAGCAUUUUUCAUAAUUGUCUUUAAAUAAAUUCCCAUUUUUAGCUGUCAUGUUAAUUCCCAGGUAUUUCACUUUCUUAACCACUGUUAAGCCUGUCUCGUUCUGAAACCUCUCUCUCUCAAUCGCUGUUAAUUUUUUCUCUAAAACCUUUGUUUUUAACUUAUUCAGUUUAAAUCCUGCAACCUGACCAAAUUCUUGAAUCAGUUCCAAAACUCUUUUAGUACUAGAUUCUGGCUCCUGUAAUGUCAAUACUAAGUCAUCUACAAAUGCUCUCAAUUUGUACUGUUUAGCUCCAACUUGUAUACCUUUAACCAAUUGGUCCCUUCUAAUCAUAUUCAGCAGGACCUCCAGGACCGAUAUAAAAAGCAAUGGGGAGAUUGGGCAACCUUGUCGUGUCCCUUUUUCUAUCUUAAAUUCCUCUGUCACCACGUUAUUAACAAUUAAUUUGGCCUUUUGUUCAGAAUAAAUUGCACUUAUACCAUUUCCAAAACCUUGACCUACCCCCAUCCCCUGUAGGUUCUUCUUCAUAAAACUCCAAGAAAUAUUGUCAAAAGCUUUCUCCGCAUCCACAAAUAUCAAAACUGCCUUGGUAUUAAUAUUCACUUGUAAUUUUUCUAAAAUAUUAAUUAUGUUUCUCAUAUUAUCAGACAAGUGCCUACCCGGGAGAAAGCCUGUUUGAUCUUUAUGAAUCUCUUCCACUAGCACUUUUUUUAGUCUUUUAGCCAAAAUAUCUGCAAAGAUUUUAUAAUCCACAUUAAGCAGUGAUAUGGGGCGGUAGUUCUUGAGCUGCGUCUUUUCAGUCUCUGUUUUCGGUAUAAGUGUGAUAUACGCUUCCUUCCACGACUCUGGUGCCCUCUUCCCUUCCAAUAUUUCAUUACAGACUUCCUUUAGAGGUUGUACUAACCAUUCUUUUAAAACUCUGUAGUAUCUAGAAGUCAGUCCAUCCGGUCCUGGAGAUUUACCUAAUUGCAUAUUCUGAAUGGCACCUUCUACCUCCUGUUCAGUUAUUUUAUAAUUCAACAUUAAUUUGUUUUCUUGAGAGAUUUUUGUAAUCCAUUUAUUUUCAAAAAUCGAUCUAUAUCAAUUUCUUUCUGUGGCCCUUGUGUAUAUAAUUGUUUAAAGUACCUCUGGAAACAGUUUCUAAUCUCGACUGGGUUCUGUAUGUUCUUUCCUUCCACUUCUAGAUUUAUAAUAGUGUUUAGUUUUUAUCCUUUUUUCAUUUGCCAGGCCAACAAUUUCCCACAUUUAUUAGCCGACUCAAAUGUCUUUUGUCUCAUUUGUUUGAUUUUCCAUUCUAUUUCCUGGUUCAUCAUUUUCAUAUAUUGUACUUGAUAUAACUUUAUUUCUCUCAAAAUCUCUUGCGACUUUGGUUUUGCUCUCAAUUUCUUCUCACUUUCCUUUAUUUUCUCCAAAAUUUUAUAUUUCUUCUCAUUUUGGAUUCUCUUCUUUAUUGCAUUCUGUUGUAUCAGAAACCCUCUCAUAACCGCUUUACUUGCGUCCCAGAUUACUCUUUUUUCAACAGUAGUGUUCAUGUUUAUCUUGAAAUAAUCUCUCAAGGUUUUUUGGGCCUUCUUAAUCACUUCUUCAUCUCUAAAUAAGGUGCCAUUCAUCCUCCAUCUGAAAGAGCCAGUUGGUGUUAGUUUCAUCUCCAUCUUCACGGCAUUAUGGUCGGAGCAGGUUUUUGGACAAAUUUCCACUUUUCUUGUCUUUGGUGCCAUUCCUCUAGUUACCCAUAUUUGGUCAAUUCUUGUCCAUGUCAUUUUGGCUUCAGAGAAGAAGGUUCCCUCUCUACCCAAGGGAUUCUUUGUUCUCCAAAUAUCAACUAAAUCCAAGUUGUCUGUCAUCUCAAAAAAGGUUUUCGGUAGUCUACCGUCCUUAGUGACUACCUGUCUUUGUGCCUUGUCCAUAUUUGUAGAUACCACUCCAUUCAUAUCCCCCAUCAAAAUCACAUUAUAGUCCAAAUAGUCCAUCAAGGUCUCAUGCAACUUUUUAAAGAAUUCAGAUUUCCCCUCAUUUGGUGCAUAAACUCCUACUAUCAGAAAUUUCUCUCCUUGAAUUUGAAUUUCAAUUGCCACAAAUCUUCCUUGGUCGUCUUUAAAGAUAACUUUCGGUGAUAAACUCUCCUUUGCAUAAAUCACUACUCCUCUUUUUUUAACUUUGUCCGAUGAGAUAAACUCUUGACCCAGUCUUUUAUUGAUCAAUACUUUUCUAUGUAGCCUUAUCACAUGUGUUUCCUGUAAGCAAAUCAAGUCCAAUUGUUCCUUUUUUAAUAAAUGAAAAACUCUUUUCCUUUUCUGGGGGGAGUUGAGACCAUUAGUAUUCCAGCUUAAUAGUUGCAGAGCCAUGAUGUAGUUACUUUGCUUUUCCUCCAACUGCGCCAAGUGUUUGUUCUUGUUCUGUCGGGGGUAUCACUUUCUCUGAGCAGUCCAGUCCAAAAGGUAGUGUUGCUAUGUCUAAUAUUCCUCUUUCUAAUGCUCUUGGCUCUUCUCCAGAUUCUUUCUGCAAAUCUUCUCCGUGAUCUUUCAAAAAUCUUUCUUUGUCGUCCACUGAUCUUAUUUUUAUCUUUUUUCCUUUAAAGCUAAAAGAUAGGCCUUGGGGAAAUUCCCACCUAAAGAUAAUUCUGUUACUUCUCAACAGGGCAACCAAAUUUCCGUAAUUGGACCUAAGGUCCAAAAGAUGUUUCGGGAUGUCUUUAAAUAUCUCCACUCUUGACUGAUGUAUUUCCAGGGUCUUCUGAAAGUGCAGACUCAAGAUUUUGUCUCUCUCCUCUUUUGUUCAGAGGGUGAUCAAACAGUCUCUUACCCUGUUCUUCUUCCCCCCUCUUCCAAGCCUAAAGGCACUCACUAUCUUAAAGUCUUCUUUCUCCAAAUCUAGGUCCCAAAAGUCUGCAAAUUCCUGUAUAAGAAAGUCAAUCAGGUUGUCUUUCUCAAGUUCAGGUACGGCCCUGAUCCUCAAGUUCGUUUGUUUCUCCUUCAAUUCAAUCAUAGACAACAUCGACCUAUGGUCCUCGAGUUGCCUAUGUAUCGGUGGUAUCUUCUCCUCUACAGCAACUGCUUUUUCCUUUGCUUCUUCAGCUGUCUUUCGGGUCAAAGUAGAUUCCUGUAGCAAUUUCUCAAUAGUUUCUGUGUUAGUGUUCACCUUCUGUCCCAAAUUAUUAAUGCUUGUAGUGUUUUGGUCAAUUUUAGUUGAUGCUUCAGCUACUUGUUUACUUAAUUUUUCCAAAGAUUCAUUAAUUUUACCUAAUGCCAGAGCUAAAACAUCUUCAGAUGCCAUUCCUUUUGAUUUAAAUUGUACAGAUGCAGCCCCUGAUGGUGCAGAAGGGCCAGAUGCUGAUGCUCUUCGCUGCUGCCAAGAUUUACCAGACCUCGUUGUUUUUUCCUGAAGCAAGUCUAUUUUUUCUUUUCCAUCUGCCAUAACACUCUAGCUGAAGCCCAAGGUCAAUCCCACGGCCAGAAUUUGUUUUGAAGUGGAAAAUUCCCCUGGCCCAGUUGUUGUAACAAUUUCAAACUUCCUCUAGGGGGACACAGUAACAGUCAAUGCUUGUUGCAUUAAAAAAUAACUCUUUUUAAUCCCCCAAUUCACAAAAUAGGCAACAAUUUCAAUUUCAGUUAGUUUCCAGUUACUUUAAAAUCAGGAGAAACCAGCCAGAAACAAUGUAUCUCUCUUGCAGAGUUAGCUGUCAAAAAGUAUUCACAAGCAGCGCAUUUCACAAUAUGGCAAUCUUAUUGUCCAUUGGCAGCCCGUUCCCAGGUUUUAAGCGGUGGAUUUUUAUUUCCUUUCCUCUCUUUUUGCAGGAAAAUAUAGUUCACACCUUUCCCCUCUCCUCUCCUGCAACCAAGGGGGGAAAUCGCUUGUUUUGAUGUUAGGAUUAUAGUCCUUUUCAAUCGACUUUCCAGGUCUUAGCUUACAACUUCUUUGCUUUAAUCUAUUUACAAGAAACGGAAGGCGGACUUCCUGUUUAUGCCUCCCCGCUUCGGUGCCAAAUUAAGUCUUUGUUUUCCUUUAUUUCCAAUUUUAACCUACUCACGGGUAGUUGUUUUUGUAGCCGGAUUGUCACAGGAAAAAGUCAGCGCUCUCCGGUAACGGCUGUGCGGCUUCGCUCCACGGAAGAAGCAGUUGACUCUCAGCACCGCGCCGCUCACCCCGCUUCACUCCGGAGCCCGUAAUUGGGUUCCUUUACAAAUUGGGGGAGCGCGAAAGGUGGCCACCGAGUCCCACGGUCACAGGCUUCACCCACCUGUGAUUUUAGAAGGGUCCCCGCUUCGCCGGGUCCCGCAGAGCUAAGUCCCUCAGAGUCAGAGGGAAUCCGCCAUUACCGAUGGCGCCAAACCGGAAGUCUCCCACUCAUUCCAUUGUCAAUACCAGCCCUACGGUCAUUAUAAAUGUGGCAGAUGUUCAUCCUGCCCCUUCUCGUUACAGAUUAAAGAGAUUUAUGACAAAAAUUCUAGCUUUAGGUUCACCAUCCGUCAUUUUAGUACAUGUCAAACUAAAGAUGUAGUUUAUCUCAUCAGAUGUCUGUGUAACUUACUGUACAUUGGUUCCACAACACGAGCAUUCCUGUAUAAGGAAUGCAAUAACGGAGGCACCUCUGGUUGAACAUUUCAUUACACAUCACCAUUUGGAUACAGAUUUAUUAUUUACAGUACUAUGGGUGAACCAGAAGAAACGUGGGGUUGGGCAAGAUUUUGAACGGUUAUUGUGUCAACAAGAAACCCAUUUAAUCUAUUUGUUUAAAUCCACAUAUCUGGGGGGAUUGAUUUCAGAACUCGACUUCAAUUGUUUUAUUUGAAAUCUGUUGUAUGUAAAAUUUGUUAUAUUCUAAUACUAUUUCAAAACCAUCCAAAUCUGUUAUAUUUUAAGUCUGUCACUUUAUGGGUUGUCUUUCCAUUGUGAUGCCAGAAUUGACGUUCUGUUCUUUAAGUUUCUUUACAUUGUCUUCAAUAAUUGUUAUUUGAGACACCUGUGGUCAGCUGUAUAUGUCCUAUGCAUUUGUGUUGUAAGCAUCAGCAGCUACACUAUCCAGUGAGCCCUGAUCCACUAGUAUGAAUAUUUCAUUGAUAAUUAUUCGGUAUGUAUCUCUUUAUAUAUAUUUUGUUCUACUGUAUAACUUAUAUGCAGGUUGCUCAGUUUUGUUGUCAUUCAUUGCUUGCAGUGCCUUAUAUUCCAUUUCUAGCCGAUGAAGACUUUAUUCUGAAACAGUUGAACUAUUCCAGAUAUACUGUCCUUUUGAGACUUCGGAGAGAUGUCUUCCUUUGAGAGACGGCUUGGCGUUCCUCGCUAUUCAUUGAUUUGUUUGAUUCUCUGUUUGACUCUGAUACAUGUAACAACUUGUAGUGUAUAUUUUGUGAGAUGUGUUGUAUGAUAUAUACACCAUUUUGAAGUGGCUUAUUUGUAUAUUUUGAAUGCCAUCAUAACCGAUUAUAUAUUCAUUAACAGUUAUUAGCCAGCAUGUUGCGUUUUCAUUUUUGUAGAUUGUUAUGAAAGCCUGGCCUGAUGCAGAGGGUUCUAGAAUGUGUCCUAGGGCAGCAAGGAAGAAGGGAGCUCAUUAGGAAUCAUUAUCUAGCCGUCAUGACUCUACCCAGGCCACGAUCUUACUUGCCCUCCUCCAUGGUUUUGUGCUUGAACCUGGGUUUUGCCUGGGUGGUGGAUGGAGAAAUGGCAGCAGUGGCGGUGGCAGCAAUGUGCAGAAACAUUAUGCAGUUGGAUGUAGGCUACUUUGCAUGGUGCAAAGCACUUGCUCCUCUGACACCACCCACCUUUAGCACGUGGUUCCAGAAGGGCUGCCCAAGGUGGUUCACCUUUGUUCUAGGACGGGCAAUCCAUUCAAAAAGACCAGUUGGGCUUCCGCAUAGCCCCAGAUGAACAGAACCCCUUCUUCAUACCUCUGUGGCUGCACACUGCAGGGGACAAUCAGUAAUGAAGGUUCCAGUUUCACAGAUCUUCUCAGUGAGGAACUUCAGAGUUAGAGAACACAGCAGAAAUCAUGGUUGUGAGAAUCAGCUAGUGAUUAUUGCUGAUGAGAAGAAUGAUGUGUUCAUUGAACAAAGGUCACCCUGGCUUUGGGGACCUUAACACAAUGGUACAUUACAAAAUCCUUCACUGAAUUAUGUGUGAGGAGAAUCAGAACUUACAGGGUUAAACAGUUCUGUGUGUCGUCUCACAUUCUGAGGCGUGGUUUUGUUCACAUACGGGUGAACCCUGAGGUGUUUCAGUCAGCAUUAGUAUUGUUCGAGCCGGGAGAAACCGAGUUAUUAUCCACACACAAGGCACCUUUUCUGCUGCUGCAAUACUCUGCGAUACUCUGCUAAGAGCUGAGGAAGAGAGCUCAAGGUUUCUAUCGGCACAGGAAGAAGUGUGCCAGGCGCCAUUAUAUUCCAUCAUUAUGCUCUACCUUUUUCCUGGGGUAUAGAUUCAAUUUGACAUACACAGAUAAUAAAACAGAUUGUAUCCUACUCACAACCUAUUCUUCUUUGCCCCUUUAAUAUUGGGACUGGAUACAGAUAAAUUCUCCCCUCUAAGUCGGGGCAUGGAGAGCCCAGGGGCAUAACAUGGGGGGCAGGGGGCCGUAGCUCUGGGCACAUGAUUUUGAAGGGACAUGAGUCAGGUGCCCCCACGCGGGAAUCCCUGCCCUGCCUGCCACCAGGGGUCUGUGAGCCCUGGAGUCAGGCCUUGUCUUGCAUCAUGCCCCCGUUGAACUCCUCUUCCGCUUGCUGAAUCUGGCCAGCAUUGGGGGGGGGGGAUGUAUUGGCCAUCUGUCUCCCCUCUGUGCAAGCAGGUGGUGCAGUGUGGCCCCAUGAACCCUCUGUGCCCCGUGCCCACCCACCUGGGUGCCAACAAAGGAUGCAGUGCCACUGGGGAGCCACUGACCCAUGUGAAAAUUCAGUUGCUGGCGGAGCCAGAGGCAGUCAUUUCCUCUCACUUAUUUUUUUCUGCCACACAUCUCUUCCUCUCCCCCUUCUCUUCCCUCCCUCUCCAGUCUCUUUAAGAAAGGGAGAGACUGAGAGAGGGGCAGUUGUUCAGAAGCACUUGCUCUGUGCAAGAGUUUAGGAGGUGGUUGCAAUAAGGUGGGGCAACGUUUGCCUCUAAUAAUCACUGCUGGUUUCUAAUUGCACCAAGAGUUGGGACAUGGAUUCAGCAGCUUCUUGGGUGCCACCUUCCUCCCCUCCCUGGAGCUACUGCUGCUGGGUGUGCAAAAUUCAGAAAGGUAACAUGCCAGCACAAUACGCAUGAACCAUUCGGGCAGCUGUAACCUCCGUCUCCUGCUCUUUCCACAAACUGGAUUCAGCUGCAGUUUGCUUCUCUGUGUGCACAUGCUCAAGGCAUGUCUGAUGUCUGAGAGCCAAGAGUGGGCAUAAGACAUCUAAGGGGCCCAGAGUAAGCCAAAAGGGACCCAAGAACACAUGCGAGACUAGUGAGGGACCUUUGGGCCACAUGUAUCCAAAUGCCCCAGGUUCCCACCACAGCAAAAAGAACAUUCUCCACCAACCAGACAAUGAUGCAGGGCAUUUCUGUAUCUAUUAGCUUAACAGGGGGACUGAAGAAACCUGUUGGAUAAGAAGACUAUGAGAUCAAAUGUAUGCAACAAAGUUAACUAUCUCUCACAGAAGGCUGCCUAUAUGAAGAUGAAAAGAAGAAGUGUGGAUAAGCCCUCAAAGCACCAUUUGUUUCAAGAGUAUAGCUGAACUGUAUGCUUUGGGGCAACGAGUGUACAGGAGUGUCAUAUUUAUAGGUCAAAUUAGCAUGAUAACAAUUAAUAUUUUUAACAGUAAUUAUCUCAAACAAACAGUGUUUGUAUAGAAAACAGACAUUACCCCCAAAGACUCCUACAGCUGUAAUUUAACAAACCCAGUUUGUUUUGGAGCCCUCAGUAUAACAGGAUUAUUUUGGCAGUAUAUAGAAAGCACACAGUAAUGUUUCUGACCAAUUCCCUCUUAAAAGGGAGAUGGUAUUAGAUGCUUCAAAAAUAUUCAUUAUGGUGCAUUAUGUAUAUAAAAAGCAAAGACUAUCAUCCAAUUGCAGUUAGUAAAUUCUAAAGGCUUGAUUCAGCCUCCUCUGUCUAAAAGCACUGAACAUGCCUUCCCCUUACACCAGUGUACUAACACAUUGCAAUUUCAUCACAAGCAGCUGCAGAAUCCAAUGCCAGGAAUAGAGUGUGUACAAACAGUUUUGCUAGUUCCAGGUACUUGCAAAGUUUCCCCAACCAUUCUCUUUUUGUUGGGAUGCUGUCUUCUUUCCAAUAGCUAGCAAUCAAAAUUUUUGCCGAUGCUGUCGCGCAUAGAAAUAAGUUAAUUUUAUCUUUUGGGACAUCUUUAUCUAGAAUUCCUAAUAGAUAUGCUUCUGCCUUUUUUGUGUGUGAUGUCCUUAUCAAUUUUUUUAUUUCGUCGUGGAUCAUGUCCCAAAAGGUUUUAAUCUUUGGGCAAGUCCACCACAUGUGGUAUAACGUACCUUUUGUUCUGUUACAUUUCCAACAUUUGUCAUUGUUCCUUUUAUUUAUUUUUGACAAUCUGUCAGGGGUUAAGUACCAUCUGUGGUGAAUUUUUCUGAAAUUCUCCCUUAAUAAAUCACACGCAGUAAAAUUUAUGUUUUCCUUCCAAAAAGUUUUCCAUCUUUCCAGAUCUAUCUCAUAUCCCAAAUCGUGCUUCCAUUUUAACAUGUUUUCCCCUUUCGUCUCUUGUUCUAAGAUGGUUUUCAUUAAUAAUCUAUACAUUUUUGCAAGUAUUUUUUUAUCGCUUUGCAAUAUUUCCUUUUCUAAUUUUGAGGUUUUAUUUUCAAAUCCCCUUUUUUUGUCUUUUUCAUAUGUUGCUUUUAAUUGAUAAUAUUGUAACCAAUUUAUUCCAAAUGUUUGUAAUUGUUCGUAAGUUUUUAAUUUAAUAUUUCCGUCUGCAUCCUCUAAUAUUUCCCUCUAUAUUAUUUCCCUAUAAUCCAAAACUAUGGUUAUGAAGCAAUGGGAGUUCUUAAAUGAUUAUUUACAAAACCAGGGCUCGACUACAAAAAUCUGGUUGUGUUUAGAAUAAUCCUGUGUGUAAUAUAAAAAAUACAAAGUGAGACAUUAAGGAAAUCCAAAGGGAAAAUAUGAAGAACAGAGGUUCUGAUGAACGGAUUAUUAAAAACGUGUGAGGUAAAUGGUGGAAGUCUUUUUUUAAAAAACACACCACACUUUAUUUAAGGUAGAUAAGGACAAGAUGAAAUUAUACAAUUGAAUAUACAAUUAUACAAUGAUACAAUUGAAUAUAUUCUUUCUAUUUUAUGAAAGAAUAUAAAUAUAGAUGGGAAACGGCUAUGUAUUGUGAGUACUUAUCUACUUUAAAAAAUUUCCACCUAUGAUAUUUUUCUUUUACUUCUUUAUUCUUUCUUUGUUCUUUUUUCUUUUUUCUGAUAUCUUAUCUUUCAUUUCACUGCUUUAUUGUGAAUAGCAUUUUAUAGAGGUAUAAAUAACUGUAAAUAUGAAAAGAGACAAAAUAUUCUCUAAGUUUUUUUCCUUGGUUAGAUGUAUUUUCUUUUUCUUUUGUAUUUUGUUGUGAAAAUGUAUGUUUUCUAAUUUGUACUUAAUAAAAAUAUUUUAUUUUAUUUUUAAAAAGAGUACAAACACACAGCUGUAUCUACUAGGCAACUCAGUCAGAUGGGCAAUGUACAAAUAAUAGAUUGUUAUUAAAUUAUUAUUGUUAUUACUUUUUAGAGGGAUUUUGCUUUUCUGUAGCUUAACAUGUACUAUUUUGAUUCUGGUACUCUCAGCAGAUCUGUCACAUAUGAACUACAUGACAUGGAUAUUAGACAUUAAACUUUCCCACUAAUCAAAUAGUAAUUGGGUGAGCUGAAUGCUCCCAAGCAUCAGUUCUUGAGCUGGCUCUUGUGGGAUUCCUUGCUCACCUUCAGAGAUUCUCUCAUCUGUCAUGCGCUGCAUUAAAGAAUGCUCUGGAUUUCUAGUGCAAGGCAGGACAUCACAUACCUGGUCUACUGUCCCACAUUCAAAGGAGACCCCUCUUCACCUCUGUCUUGCUCUCUCCUUUCUGGUCUGCCUCUCAGGGCUCAGAACACAUUGCUGAUAAUUAUUCUACCCUGCCCGGGCCACCAAAAGAAGGCGUGAAUAAAAGUGUCCUAUGCCAACUCAAGAAAAAGUGGAAGCUCAGCUAGGACAGCUACUCAACAGAGGACCAUGCAGUUGCUUCCAAUUUAUGUUCAUUUAUUGGCAUUCCAUUAGAAUUCAUGUGCAUUUGGCAACUGAACUGGUACAUGAAGGCACAAAAAGGUCUUUACUCUGGUGUAUAUUCUACAUUCCGCACUCCGUAGCAGACUCACACUUUUGUCAAUAGCUUUGCACAAUGAACCACUCAUCCUCUCAAUAUUUCAGCAUGAUUUUACAAAGAGUAUUCUUACUGAUGGGGGGCACCUGAGAACAGUGUUCUUCAUCAUUACAUUUACUCUUCUGAACCCACUGCCUACAAUGAAUUGCUGUCACAAUUAGACAUUUAAGAGAGAGACUGCCUGCCUGUAAAUUAUCUCUUGACUUUAAGGGAAGAACCCAGCAGAACCUUGCAUUAUGUAUUAACAGAACUGUAGCAAAUACUUUUUGGUUCCUGCCAACUAUUUUUAUGCUAAUGUAAACACAGAUAACUUACCAAGAAAUGAAACUAAAUGGAUGAGUGAACAGAAUUCAGUGCAUCUUCAGGCUUUAAACUGCCAUUUUAGGGUUUAUUCAAUAACAGAUCAGCACGUUCUUUAAAUUGGGCUCCAAAUGAUUGCAGCAGGUACUCAGCAAAUGGUGUCACUGGAUCCUAAAACUACAGUCCAUUGUAUUUCUGUAUGGAAAAAUCAAUGAAAGUUAGCUUAUUAUUUGUUCAGUUCUGCAUCCAGUCUUGAAACACUGAUAUAUUUUUUCACAACACCUCCUGGAAUACUGUCUUGGCAAUAUUUCAUAUAUGUCAUAGAUUUGAUGUUUAUAGUUUUGGAAAAUUAAUUAUGAAACCACAUUCAUAGUUACUGGAAGUACUGAAGCACAGUUCUUCUUUUAAGAUGUACAUAAAACCCUCAAUAUUCACAAAAGCUGUGGCAAAAUCUUUUCUUGCCAUUUUGUCAUGCAUUAUUUGUAUUGUUGUUACAUAAAAAAAAACUCAUUUACUAAGCAGCACUUUAAUCUCACAAUAGAAAAAGAAAAAAAUAACAUAAUGAUCAGUAAGUUACAAACCAGUGCAAAAGAAUCACAAACCCAUUAAAUGUCAUCAUUCAUAGCUUACAUGAAAUUUAGAAUGUUUCCAAUAAUGCAUGUUAUUCUACAGAAAACAUUUGCACUAUUAAAAAAAAUCAAUAGCUUGUUAUCAGCUUAUUGACCUUCCCUAGUCCUAAUAUAAUUUGUAAAUUACAAUGUCCCAUAUCAUUAGCAACCAACCUGGGUAUAACUGGUUUUUGAAGUUAUAACUGACCUUCAUGUUACAUUAAAAUGAUUGACGGUAUGAAUGAUUCAGGUUUUUCAAGCACACACUUGAUCUUGGGAGAUCAAUUUUUCAAUAGGGAUCACACUUGGAACCAGAAAGAUACUUUGUUUUGCGUGUUGAGUCCCACAAUGCCACCCCUCAAAAAAUUCACACUUCACACAUCAAUUUUUGUUUAAGGUUUUUGGCAUAAUUUUGGCCACAACUUUAUUCAAAAUACAAAAAAUGUGAGUGGUUGCUUAGGCAUUGGUUAUGACUAUCUGUCCUUGCCCUCAGGGACAGAGCUGGCCUUCCGGACACCAACGGAAGCCAGCGUGGGAAACAAGUAUUGGGUGAGAAAAUGAAGCUGGGUAUCAGCCCCUCACUUCUCACCCUCAUGUUCCUGUGGGGCUUGCACGGCCCAAGUCCGAUUCCAGGGACAAGGACGAAAAGAAUGGCAAGCCCCUGGAUUCCUUUAACGGAAUUCCCUUUCCGCAUCAUUUGGAGGGAUAGGCACUUACCCCUCCAAGCACCAAUUUAACCAAUGCCUAACCGCCAUGGAGCCCACAGCUCACCGCCAAACCACUCACAGACCCAACCAAGCCCUCAGCUUGGCCACCACUGCACCCAGCCAAGCCUCAUUCCCUGAGGCAGAAAGAUGCGCGCCAUCAGCUCUGAAAAAGGAUGCAGCCUGAAAAAGAAUCUCAGGAUGGGAAAUCACAUCUCCAUCCAGCUCAAAAAUCUUUUUAGACACCGCAGAAUUGAUGCGCUUCCUGGCCCUUUCAGUGGCAGCUGGGCAACGACUACCCUUCCAAACACGUCGUUGCAAAAGCUUUGACCAAAAUAUUUUUGCUGUCGGCACCACUGCCCGCAGCUUCUCCAGGUCACCCAAAAUUGCAGCACGUAGUGAAAAACAGUCCAUGGAAACCAGGUCGUUCUCACCCAGCUGCACCCCAACAGCAGUGGGCGGCCCUUCCAGCAGCACCUGCCUCCGAAUCAGCAGCAGGAAUUCUGGCUGGCGCAUUCCCCGUCUGGACAGCCAAAGCAACUGCACAUGUGGAGGAAGGCCGAGACCCGGUCCCAAACCGGACUGCCGUGCACUGAUGCUGUGCCCCACCAUCCAGAUGCGGACAGCUGCUAAACCUAAGAUAAAACAAGCAAAAAUUGUAAGACACCAAUAAUGUUAACAAACAUAACAUUUGAAUGCAUUCGAUUUCCAAUGACCUGUAUUUUAUUUCCACUGCCUUAUUAACACGCUUUCCAGCCUUCUCGGUGGUAGUUUGUCUAGGCAUUGGUUCCCGACUAGCUGCACCUGACCUCAGCAGGGCAGCACUGACGACUGGGCCCCACCAUAUCGUCAGUACCAGCAAACAUUGUGGGGGAGCAAUGAAUCCCAAGGCAAUCGCAUCCCGCCAGGUGUCGUUCCCCAUAGGGGAAAGAUGCACCCCAUCUGCCCUAAAGAGAGCAACAGCCUUGAAGAAAAAUAGCAGGGUGCAAUAUUACAGAACCACCUAAAGCAAGGACCUAUUUUAUUUUAUUUGUUAUUUUAUUUUAUUUACUUUAUUUAUUUUAUUCUAUUGUCCACCGCCUUAUUAACAUGUUUCUGGCCUGCUCGGUGGUAGUUUGUCUAGGCAUUGGUUCCUGACUGGCUGCACCUGACCUCAGCAGGGCAGCACUGACGACUGGACCCCACCAUAUCGUCAGUACCAGUAAACAGCGUGGGGGAGCAAUGAACCAGGAUCAGACUCAAGCUCACCCCCAAAUGCUCCCAGGGACUCUUGCGUGCCCCUACCCCUCGAAAGGGGUCGACAAAAGCAUGGUGAAUCCUUGGAUUCCCUUAAUGGAAUAUCUUUGCGCAUUGGAGGGACAGGUGCUCCAACCCCCUCCAGACCACCUUGAACCAAUGCCUUAAAUUAUUUUGAGUCCUGGGAGAGCUGCCAUCAACUCAAUCCAAGCCCUCUUGCAUGCAGGAAUGCAAACUUAUGCUGGAGGAAGACAGCAAACAUUCUCGCCCAGCUGUACCACCAGCACUGCGGGAGGACCUGCACAGGUCACACUCGACCGCACCAAAGGAAGGAUCUGCUCCCAAAGCAUUCCCAUCUGGACAUCCAGUAUAUGUUCACAUGGGCAGGAAGACUGAGAUGGCGCCCCAGUCCAAACUCGUCAACCUGCUUGCCAGCCUAGUGUACAAUGCUGUGGCCCAAAUGUGCACAGCUGCUCCUAUGAAAAAAGGAAAUAACUGACAAGCAUCAGCAAAGACAUCAUUGUGACACUUCCUGAUAUAACCCUUGUCAGCGUCAGACUUCCAAUGACCCGUAUUCACAAUCCUGUCUACUGACAGGCCCCCAGUGUGCAGCCUUUGCAGCAGCACCCAAUCGUAAGGAAUGAGGCGUGUUCAGCGGUAAGCAAGCCGCAGGCCGUAAUAACUGCUGCACGACGUAAGCACAUUGAUGCCUGGCUAACGGGAACCCAUUUUCAUGCACUAGGAGCGGGCCAGCCCCCAGGGGAAUGAAAAGCCAAAUAUUUCUGGUAUCCAUAACCGGGCAAGGGCCCUCCUCACCUGUGGCGGGAAGCCUGAUUGUGGCACUCCUGCCCACUAAGUCUGUUUUAGAGUUCCCAACUCUAAUGACAAGCUCCAAAGGAUAAGGAAAAGUCCUGAAGCAAUAAGCCUCCAGACUCUCAGCCCCAUGCUGGCUCCAACAACCAUUUUCCCAAGCCUCAGUGCGAAAAUGCAAUGGACUACUGAAAGGAGUCUCGCCUUGAUCUUUAACCAGCAGACAAGUUUUAACUUGUUGCAGAUACUGCAUAGGUAAAAAUUGACCGGCUUCCUGCCCACUGUCCUAUGAGGUUGGAGCACUACAAACUUUAUACAAGGGUCUCUGAAAAAUAAAGCUUCAGUGUAACAGACAUUGCAGCGGACUGAAUUCUGAUAGUUAUAACGCACGCCCAAUCUGCAGCAGGUGGACCAAAUACUGCGGAUCUGCUCAGAGGAUGGGGGCCAGUUCAUCUGAAUGGCCGAGGACUGCCAGCUUAAGGCUAAGAAAUCCAUCCAGGCCUUCCCAUAAGAGCUAAAAGCAGAAGGGGAAAUGGAAGCUGCUGCUCUCUGUAAUUACUAAUUGUUGUCAAAAUGCCACAGGUGGUCUGGAAAAGUCUGGCAAUAGCUGAGUCUGGAGCCCAGGAUCUGAAGCACUUCAUCUGAAAAAGGGGUAGAGUGUCAGCGACAUCAUUAGAGGAUCCUGUAAUUUGGAGAGUAGAAAGCACAAUAUUAAACCUUAAGCGGCGCAGCUCGAAAGCAUGAACGGAGGGGCGGAGACUGUGCUAGAGCGUGAGGACUGUUUUGCUAAGACGCUCACCACUACCUGGUUAUCAGACCAAAAGCAGAUCCAAUGGUCACUGAACUCCUCGGGCCACAUGUGAACUGCUACUACAAUGGGGAAAACUCAAGAAAAGUUAUGUCACAUGAUUGCCUCACCACACCGGGCUUGAGGCCAUAGCUUUGCACACCAGCAUCCCUUGAAAUAAAAACCAAAGGGCAAAGAUCCAACAGCACCAGCAUGAACCUGAAAAUCCCUGUGUGGGUUCAAGGUAUCCUGCCAUGGCGAACUCCAGAGAAGCGGACACGGAGCAAUGGAUCCAAACUACAAGAAAGAAGAUUCCACCUAACAUUAGGAAGAACUUCCUGACAGUAAGAGCUGUUCGACAGUGGAAUUUGCUGCCAAGGAGUGUGGUGGAGUCUCCUUCUUUGGAGGUCUUUAAGCAGAGGCUUGGCAACCAUAUGUCAGGAGUGCUCUGAUGGUGUUUCCUGCUUGGCAGGGGGUUGGACUCGAUGGCCCUCGUGGUCUCUUCCAACUCUGUGAUUCUAUGAUUCUAUGAUUCUACUAUUGCAUACAUUCAGGAAUUGCUACCAUCGCCUGAUAUCUGCCUUCACCACACUUGGUAGGCGUACACAAAGGUAAGGGGACCUCAGGCCGCAGGCAGCCUGGCCUAGUGGGAAGAUUAAUUAAGAGACCCAGCAAGAUCGGAUCUGAUGAAGCAUCACUUGCUACAGAGGAAGUAUUACAAAAUAACUUCCUUCAAGGCAGACAGCUUCUCCAUAGGCAAGUGGUAUGUUUUAGCAACGAUAUCCAACUGGAUCCCUAAAUAAAAUGGGAAUAUGGGCAAAAGGUAUUGAGCUAUUGCUUGCCAGCUUCCAGCCCCCGCUUGGGCAGGGGGCAUCUUGUGCCGCCAUCAUGAUAUGUAAAUUUACAGGGCCGAGGCUGGCCAGAACCCUUAAAGAAGUCCCGACAAAGCUGCCGCCGAGCCAGCUUCCUUUUCAGACACACACUCUGUGCAAUGCAAAAACACACUCCAUGCAGUGCACACACACUCCAUGCAAUGCAACUACACACUCCGUGCAAUGCAACUACACACUCCGUGCAAUGCAACUACACACUCCGUGCAAUGCACACACAAACCCUCCGUGCAAUGCAACUACACACUCUGUGCAAUGCACACACAAACCCUCCGUGCAAUGCAACUACACACUCCGUUCAAUGCAAAACACACUCCCUGCAAUGCAACUACACUCCAUGCAAUGCAACUACACUCCAUGCAAUGCAACUACACCCUCCGUUCAAUGCAACUACACCCUCCGUUCAAUGCACACACACUCCGUGCAAUGCAAAAAACACACUCUGUGCAAUGCAACUACACCUUCCAUGCAAUGCAUACACACACACUCCGUGCAAUGCACACACACUCCGUGCAAUGCAACCACACCUUCCGUACAAUGCAACAACACACUCCGUGCAAAGCAACUACACCCUCCGUGCAAUGCACACACACCCUCCAUGCAAUGCACACACGCUCCGUGCAAUGCAACUGCAAAUCUCUCAUGCAAUGCAAUGCAAUUGCAGCCCGUGCAGCGCCGUGCCCUGCAACACACAAACUGCAAUGCGGGCACGCAAAGGUGCUUUCUCCCGCUUGCAUAUUGCAAACGUGGCGCCCGUUACAUCCCUCGCAGUGAGGUAACCACCAAAAGGACUUAAGUGUCCAGGUAGAGCAAUGGGGAGCAUGCAGCUGUCCCAUACAGGGACCAAUCCUGCAACCCAGGCAUUACCAGCACUAUGCGCUGACCCAGUGAAACCAAUGCUUCAUGGACCACAUGGGGACACUAUUCAGGCCGGAAACGCUUCCAGGCCAUUGAAUUCUAGGGCAAAGCCCUAGGAUCACCUGCUAGGCCAGGCAUAAAUGUUUCCAGUGAAAUAGCAGAGUUGAGGUAGCCCACAGCUUGUCCAGGUACCCCUGCUUGUCCUUUUAGAGGGAAGCACCCCUUCAAGAAACCCAAAGUUCUUUUAUCAGAAAUGGGCCGAACUACCCAGCAACAGAAUAGCCCAAAAGGAGCAGUUUGUUUUGUUUUGUUAUAACAAUGGCUAAGAGGGGGAUAUGAACCCUGUCUCCCAGGUCCUAGUCCUACACUUUAGCCACUAAGCCACAAUGGCUUGUCUCUAAAAUGGCAGUCGCCACUAUCAGGGCAAAACAAACUUAAAGAACAUAAACUUGUUCAGAAACAGCAUAGUUCAAGAGCAUAUACAGAGUGCUCAUAGUCCUUGGAGGCACAGGGAGCCUCUGGGGCCCUCUGUCUGCCUCAGAUAUACAUUAGCAGCAACUGGGCCUGCAAGCAGAUACAUUCCUAUAGCGAGAAUGAGUCACGUGUCAGAGACUUAACAAUUAACUGCUACCUGUAGCAGACUUAGGCUUGGAAGUUAUGUGCAGGCCGAAUAGGCCUCCCUGCUUCUGCUCUUGAGAAUCUUAGUCUCAUAGCAAUAUUAAAGGAACUCAAAUUAGUGCUCCCACCCAAGGCUAGCUUAAAAUUUGGCCAACAGCACUGCACACACUCAAAAUAAAGCCAACCUUCGGGGAUAGUAUAAACGAAAAUGAUUCCAGCUAAGCUGGGAACAGCCCUGAUUAGCCCCACAAUUUCAACAAGAGAAAUGGGGCAAACCUUUUUGCAAAAGAAAGCCCCUAACGGGGGCUCUCUCCGUAUUGGGAAAGGCAAGCCACAGUUACAGGGAGAAUCUUCCCACAGGGCAGAGUAAGGGGUGGGGUGGGAAAUCGAACAGGAAAAGGGGGGAAUUAAAUUAUUUAAGGGACUAGAGAGGAUUAAAAAGAAAGGGGAAAUAAAGAAAUAAAGAAAUGUAACCAGACAAUGAGAAGAUUGUCCAAGCGCUCCAUGUGAUCCGGUGCAAAACGGCCAAGAGGACGUCCAACGUCUGGCCCCUGUAUUUAAAGACUCUGACCCCUCCUCCAAAUUGGCAACAAUCAAAACUCCCCAGCAACCCAAUUUUAACCACUUAAAGGCUUGGGUUCCUCACAAAAUCUGCCCAGUAACGGCAGGGUGGCUUGUUCCCCCAACCGCAACACGUGCUCUCUGUUAGGGAGAACACGCUUUCCCACUAUAAUUUUAAAAGACUUCUUAGCAAUUAUUUAUCAUGUCCUUACUGGAUUAUGCAACUCUUUGUUCUCUCUUUAUGUAGCAAAAUCAUCCAUUAUUUAGGCAUCCCAGAUAUUCCUUGUUUAUGUGACAUCAGUGGGGUAUGAAAUCAAUGGGAGCAUACCAUCUUGUUUGACAUAGUUAAGGUUCUUAUCUAGAUUUUACAAAAAAUAACUAUCUGAAUAGGCCUCAGGAUAUAAAUGUUAAGUAAAGCCAGUGAGGAGUGAAACCAUGUGAAGUUAGCAGGAAGUAGCUUUCUCUUUCCUCUGUUAUUACUAUCAAAAAAUGGGACUUAAAUUGCCAUCCAGGGCUGUAGUCUGUUCUUUCAGAAAUCCAACCUCUGAGCUGAAAGUCUUUUGCAUCUCAGAUAAUAUUAUUUCACAUAUUUGUUGCUGGUAGCGUCAUCUCCUGCCUUCACCUGUUCCCUAGAGAGGUGGUUUUCAAACUUCUUAUCUUCAGUGGAUUUUUUCCAUACCAACCUUUCCUACUGGAAACAGGAUCGUAGCGCAAUCACUGAUACAACCUUUCAAUUUUAUUUUAUUUUUAAACCUGGUCCUGUUAGAAAGCAAAAUAUAAGACUAAGGGCUUACACCGUGAAGGCAUUCCUCACAGAGGUGUCUGUGAAUUGGAGAUCAGGUUCAGAGAUCAGACAGGGGUGAUCCCAUAAAGGACCAUGUUGCAGCCUGGGAGUCAUUCUGGACUCACAGCUGUCCAUGGAGGCGCAGGUCAAUUUUGUGCCCAGGGCAGCUGUUUACCAGCUCCAUCUGGUAUGCAGGAUGAGACCCUCCCUGCCCACAGACUGUAUUGCCAGAGUGGUGCAUGCUCUGGUUAUCUCCUGCUUGGACUACUGCAAUGUGCUCUAUGUGGGGCUACCUUUGAAAGGGACUUGGAAACUACAACUAAUCCAGAUGCUUUGAGCUACAUCUUAAAGGGCAGGCAUUUGAAGUUAUCAGAAUGUUUAUAGUCAAUAGCGCCAGUUGUCUCCAGGAUCCUCAGGACCAUCUAAUAGCAUUGGUUAGUUGUAUGUAGUGUGAAGGGGUUUAUUUGUUUGAAUGGUAAGUGAGGGAAUCAGUUCUGUAGUUGCCUACACCCAAACUGCUAAUAUGUCAUGCGACCAUUCAGACAUAAUCCCAAACCGUGGUAUCUGGAAAUGAACAGGCUCAUAUGCACUCACGAAUCUUUCCUCACCAACUUUCCUUGCAUUCUGACAGAAACUGCUGGUCCUGAUCUGUGGCAAAUUGUAGUUUGCCAUUGUGUAUGAACCCAUCAAACUAUGUAUCUAUCUAUCAUCUAUCUAUCGUUUUAUAAUUUUCAUUAUUAUGAUUUCCAAAAUCACAUUCACGUUCAAAUAUACAUUUCCACCGUUAAUAUCUUUCUUUUAAUAAAAACAUUCCAUGACUUCCCUUCUUACCCUUCCCUAGUUCUUUUAAUUUUCCCAGCGUUCCUGAAUAUUCUUAUAUAUCCAUUUAGAUCACUUUCUCCCCUAUUCUUCCUUUAUUAUUCUGUUGACUUUACCUUAAUGCUGCUAGUGUUUUCACUUAUUUGCAAUUAUUUUCCAAAUAUACCACAGUUUUUCCACUCCUCUUUACAUACUUCUUGCUCUCUUAUAUUACUAGUUAGACCUGCUAACCCAUCAAACUAUAAUUUGCACAGAAACCUUAGUUUGCUGGGAUCAGACAAAAUUACAAGCUACAGUUAGCACAAACCAGGAGAAGAAAUUUCUAACCUCAGCUUGUAAGGGGAGGUGGAAGGGAUGAGUGUCUAAGUGUAUUGUGGAUAAAAUUAUGGGCCCUACAUAGAAGCUUUGUGUCUAUAACCAGCAAACAUUAGGGUUGCAUACUCUCUGCAUUUCUAUUUUCCCCCUUCAUCUAAUUUAUUUUCAAGUUAACAAUAUACCAGAAUUCUCAUAUCUGUAAUAUGCAGUUGUAUAUAACAAAGCAAUCAACCUUAAUGUGUAUGUGUGUGCGUUGCUAUUAUCUUGUUACUGAAUAUGCAUCGUAUAAUCAGUUACAAGAUAAUAGCAAUUUUUAAAAAGCUGUAAAUGUUUACAUUUCUGUUGGAGGGAAUGUAGUAAUUAAUGUGCAUAACGACUGGCCCUUGUGGACAUUCACCAGCCUCCCAUAGAAUUGUGCAGAUCAUUCUAUUCACCACCAUAUUGCUUUGUGAGUGCGGAGGGGGCCGCUCCCUGCUUCAAGGCCCUUCUCCAUCUGGCCUAGGGGACGGAGCCCACACUUACCUACAGCUAAAAGGCUCCAGGAGGACAUUGGGACACUGAUGCUGCUUUGUGAGUGUAGUGGGUAUGAGUUACUCGUGCGUAAACUGGUGCCUCUCUAGGCUAAUUAGCCUUGUUAAACCUUUCUGACUGCACAGCCCUUUCUCAUCGUGGCUGCCUCAGUCGCUGGCAGAAUCCGUCAGUGGGCGUUUCUUGAACCGCUUCCAACAUAAAAGUUGUUUGACACCCAGUCUCCUCCUCCUCUCACUGCACGGGAGUCUUCUGCGCAGGGAGGGCGUGGGUAGCGGAGGACCUGUGCCCUCCUCACUGAGGUCCAGUGAAGAGUCCUGGAGCCCUCUCUCCGAUUCCCCCAUCUGCCCCCCUUUAUCCCUGGUGUUGCGCUGAUUUGUUUCCCCCUCUACUGAGCUGUUUCUCCCCCUGCUGCUGGGUCCUUCGCCUGCAUCAUCUAGGAGCCUCCCCUUCGCCUCUCGCUCCGAUGUCAGUUCCCUGACAGUGAGUGUGGAGGAGGCUGCUCCCUGCUGAAAGGCAGCAGCAAGUAGGAAUGUGUACCAACCUCCCUGCUGCACCAAGGAUUCCCUGGCUAAGCUGCUUCAGGUCGUGGCGGAAGUGCUCCUUGAGACACUUAGUUUGAUUGUCCAUGGGGAUUUUAACAUCCAUGCCGACAUGACCUUACAAGGGGCCGCUUGGGACUUCAUGGAAAGCAUGGCCUCCUUGGGGCUGUCCCUGAAUAAGUUUGGCUCAACUCAUAGUGCGGGCAUGCCUUAGACCUGGUGUUCAUCUUUAUGAAUGUGGGUUAUCUGACACUAAGUAAAAGUGAAACAAAAGAAGUGCCAUAGUCAGAUCACUUCCUGGUGCAACUGGACUUCUCCGCAACCCUUCCCCCUGCAGGGAAGUGGGACCGAUUUGGAUGGUCCACCCCCCACCACUUAAUGGAGCCAAAUGGUUUCCAGAGAGUGGCAGGGGAUAUUUUAUCCCAGGUUGAUGGCCUUUCAGCUGAUUCCCUGGUGACCCGUUGGAAUGCGGAGUUAACCAAGGUUAUCGACUGUCUGGCUCCAAAGCACCCUGUCUGAUUGCAUGCAGCCCGGACAGCCCCGUGGUUUCCCCUAGACCUGAGGGCAAUGAAGCAAUCAUUGAGACAUCUGGUGGUGGAAAACUCAUUCUGAAUUGGACCGGACACGGGUUAGAGCUCAACAUCAAGCCUACCAAGUGGUGAUGGGGACGGCAAAGAGGACCUUCUUCACUGCCUCUAUUGCAUCUGUAGAAAACAGCAGCAGGAGACUUGCAGGUGGUUCGUAAUUUAACGGAACCACCUUUGCCAUCGGGGCCCAGUAAGGACCCCUAGAUCUCCUGCAAUGAUACAGAUAAAGUUUACAGAUAAAGUUGCUCAGAUUCAGAAAGAGGUAGACUCCACCAUGGGAGCAGGGCCAGGGCGGGAGAGUGCUAGAGUCCUGUCUAGUCAAGUUGUGUGGCAUCAAUUCCAGUCUGUUACCUCUGAGGAUGUGGACAGGCUGCUUGGACAAGUAAAACCGACCACCUGUCUCAUUGAUCCUUGCCCAUCCUGGCUCAUAAAAUUGAGAUGGGAAGGGCUGGGUAAUGGGCUCUGCAGGGUGGUGAAUGCUUCCUUCUGUGAGGGAGCCUUUCCAGACCCACUGAAAGAGGCGGUUAUUAAACCACUUCUUUUAAAAAAAAACAUCUUUGGACCUGGAAAAUAUGGCCAACUAUCGCCCAUUCUCAAGUCUUCCAUUCUUGGGCAAGGUGAUUGAGCGGGUGGUUGCUGAACAACUCUAGGCAUGCCUGGAGGAUGCGGACCAUUGGAUCCCUUCCAGUCGGGAUUCAGGCCUCAUCAUGGGUCUGAAACUGCCUUGGUCGCACUGGUCGAUGAUCUCCGGCGGGCUGAAUCAUCCAGUUCUGCUGGAUCUCUCAGCAGCCUCUGAUACCUUUGACCAUGACAUCCUUCUGGACCAUCUAGAGGAGCUGGGAGCUGGGGGCACCAUUAUACAGCCGUUCUGCUCCUUCAGAAAGUGGUGUUGGGGGGUGAGUGUUCGGACCCCUGGGGUCUCACUUGUGGGGUGCCUCAGGGUUCCAUCCUCUCUCCCAUGCUUUUUAACAUCUACAUGCAACCGCUGGGAGAGAGCAUCAGGGGAUUGGGCUGGGUGUUCAUCAGUAUGUGGAUGAUACCCAGCUCUACCUCUCUUUUAAAUCAGAACCAGUAAAGGCGGUGAAGGUCAUGUGUGAGUGUCUGGAGGAUGGAUGGCGGCUAACAGAUUGAGGUUGAAUCCUGAUAAGACAGAAGUACUGUUUUGAGGGGACAGGGGGCAGGUGGUUGUGGGGGACUCCCUGGUCCUAAAUGGGGUAACUAUGCCCCUGAAGGACCAGGUGUUCGGGAAAAGUCAGAAGCCAAAGGCAGUAUAAGUUUCUCAACUAACUGACGUCGAGGGAUAUUUGCUCUCUGCUGAGAACUCCUUUCAAAAUGAGUGUUUUAAGGUUUUUGACAGAAUUAUCUCUGAAAUUAAAAACAGAUCUCAGAUAUAUGGUACUGUUUCAUCAGAUUUCAGUUUUCUGUCAGGGAAAGUUUUAAAUGAAAGUCUAACAUCCCAUCUUGAAAAAUGUGCUGCAGAUUUUGGUACCAAGUACAGCCAAGACAAUGAUACAGUGGAACUGGUACCUGGAGGAGCUUCUUUCAAAUUUCAAGCAGCAGAACUACUUGAAAACAUUGGCACAGCUUCCCAUUUAGAUAUGUUGAAAUGUAUAGCCAAGUAUGGGUUAAGAGAUGUUUAUCCUUAUAUCGAAAUAGCACUGAAAAUAUUUCUCACUAUGCCAGUAAGCGUAGCAUCUUGUGAACGUAGUUUCAAUAAAUUAAAACUCAUAAAAAACUACAGUGGUACCUCUGGUUAAGAACUUAAUUCGUUCUGGAGGUCCAUUCUUAACCUGAAACCAUUUUUAACCUGAGGAACCACUUUAGCUAAUGAGGCCUCCCGCGCAAUUUCUGUUCUCAUCCUGAAGCAAAGUUCUUAAUCCAAGGUACUAAUUCUGGGUUAGCGGAGUCUGUAACCUAAGUGUUUGUAACCCGAGGUACCACUGUACUUAAGAUCAAGUAUGAGUGAAACCAGACUAAAAAUCUAGCAAUCUUGUCCAUCGAGUAUGAAAAAACAGACUUUGAUAAAAAAUUUACAGAGUUUUCUUUGAUUAAAGAAAGAGGAAUAAAGUUCUAAUCACAUCAGAUUUCAUUGAGGAGAUUGCUACUUAAAGCCAGAGUUGGCUUAACUCUACUUUUAUUUAUUUUUUCCAAAUGACAACUCUUGUGAAUAAGAACUUGUAACUUGUCACUUGUGAAUAAUAAUAAUUUUUCUUACUUUAUAUCAACCAAAUAACACAGAUAUUGUGAAAGUAAUGCCAUUUUACAUCCUAUAGUAUUAUAAUAUAAAGUUAUCAUUGUGGACCAAAUCACUAUGAUAUUGUUUGUAUGUUUUAUUUAGGCCUAUCUGUGUAUUGUUUUACAACUGAAUUACAUUUUUAAAAACUGUCAACUCACAUCAAAAUGUCAUUUUCUUUGCUGAAACCUUUUAUUAAGAAAUAAUAAAUUUAAUAUUGGAUUUUCUGUGAAAGUAUUCAUUACAAGGUGAAGUGUGUGAGAAAUUGAAUGGGUGGAGUGGGGUUAGAGGAGAGGCGGAAAGAAGAGCUACCGUAUUUUUCGCACCAUAGGGCGCACCGGACCAUAGGACGCACCCAGUUUUUAGGGGGGGAAAUCAAGAAAAAAAAUAUUUGAACAAUCUACCUAACAAUACUAUACUAGCCACUAUGGGUGUGGAAUACCUGUACACCAGCAUCCCACACAACAAUGGAUUACAAGCUGUAAGGAACACCAUUUCAGAUAAAACCACAGUGGACUUUGCUACCAAACUGCCAUUUUGUCCUCACCCACAACCACUUCAGAUUUGGAGAUGGCCUGUUCCUUCAGAUCAGCGGCACAACAAUGCGCCCCCCGCAUGCCCCCACAGUAUGCCAACAUCUUAAUGGCAGAUUUGGAACAAUGCUUCCUAAACUCUUACCCACUUAAACCUCUCUUGUACCUGCGAUACAUUAAUGACCCUGGACACCUUCCACCAGACAUUCAAUGACUUUCACCCCACCAUCAACCUAACAAUGAACCAAUCUAUGCAAAAAAUACAUUUUUGGCCACUACUAUAAAAAUACAGGAUGGGCGCAUAGACACCACCUUAUACCAAAAACCAACUGACCAACAAACAUAUCUACACGCUUCCAGCUACUAUCCCAAACAUACCAAACAAUCAGUUGUAUAUAGCCAGGCUCUAUGUUACAGCCGCAUCUGUUCCAACUCUACAGAUAGGGAUUCUCACCUAAGAGAUCUACAGCAAACCUUUUUGGAACUAAAAUAUCUGCCCGAUGAAGUUAAACAAUAGAUCAACAAAGCCAGACUGAUACCCAUAGAGAACUUGCUGCAAGACAGACCCAAAAGAGAAAAUAACAGAACAUCACUGGUAAUCACAUACAGCUCCCAAGUUAAAACAGUUCAAUGCAUCAUCAGAGAUUUACAGCCUCUUCUAGACAAUGACAAUUCUCUUUCUCAAGCUCUGGGAGGAAGACCUUUCAUUGCCUACAGCCAGCCACCCAAUUUUAAACAACUACUCACCCACAAUAAUACAGCAACCAGACUUAACAUGGACAUUGGUACCAGAGCCCACAAUAAACCCAGAUGCCAACUUUGCUGGCACAUACACCCAGAAAACACCAUGCCUGGACCCAACAACAUAAAAAUACCAUCUCAGGCCUAUUUAAUUGCUCAUCUUCUAACAUUGUGUAUGCCACCAAAUGCCAUAUUGGACAAACAGGCCAAACCCUACGCCAAAGGAUAAAUGGACAUAAAUCAUAGCUGUCAACCUUUCCCUUUUUUAAAGGUAAAUUCCCUUAUUCCAAAUAGGAUUCCUCACAAGAAAAGGGAAAAGUUGACAGCUAUGACAUAAAUUUGACAUCAGGAAUCACAAGACAGAGAAGCCAGUAGGAGAACACUUCAGUCUCCCAGGACAUUCAAUACAGGACCUCAAAGCAGCUGUCUUAUUACAAAAGAAUUUCAGAAAUAGACUUGAAAGAGAAGUUGCUGAAUUACAACUUAUUACUAAACUGGGAUGCGGGUGGCGCUGUGGGUAAAACCUCAAUGCCUAGGACUUGCCGAUCGUAUGGUCGGCAGUUCGAAUCCCCGCGGCGGGGUGAGCUCCCAUCGUUCGGUCUCAGCUCCUGCCCACCUAGCAGUUCAAAAGCACCCCGAAGUGCAACUAGAUAAAUAGGUACCGCUUUAUAGCGGGAAGGUAAACGGCGUUUCCGUGCGCUGCGCUGGCUCGCCAGAGCAGCUUAGUCACACUGGCCACGUGACCCGGAAGUGUCUUUGGACAGCGCUGGCUCCUGGCCUCUUAAACAAGAUGAGCGCGUAACCCCAGAGUCGGACACGACUGGCCCGUACGGGCAGGGGUACCUUUACCUUUACCUUUACUAAACUGAAAACUAUGGAGAGACCUGUUCUGAAUAGAGAUAUUGGAUUCUUGUCUCAUUAUGUAUGCUAAAGCUAUUUUUGGUCAUCUGCAUACUAUUCCUUGCUUUUUCCUGUAGGACUAAUUGCAGUUGUUAACAGUCGUCAACAGGUCGUCAUACCCAUUGAGUCAAGCACCCAUUGUGGUGUAGUGGUUAAGAGCGGUGGACUUGUAAUCUGGUGAACCGGGUUCACUUCCCUGCUCCUCCACAUGCAGCUCCUGGGUGACCUUGCGCUAGUCACACUUCUCUGAAGUCUCUCAGCCCCACUCACCCCACAGAGUGUUUGUUGUGGGGGAGGAGGGAAAGGAGAUUGUUAGCCGCUUUGAGACUCCUUAGGGUAGUGAUAAAGCGGGAUAUCAAAUCCAAACUCCUCCUCCUCUUCUCCUCCUUCUCCUUCUCCUUCUCCUUCUUCUCCUACUACCAUUCUGAGAAAAACCCCACCCCACCUUCCCACUAUAUAUAAGGGUCUGGUGACUUCUCUUUCAGUGUAUCUGAAGAAGUGUGCAUGCACACGGAAGCUUAUACCCAGAGCAAACUUAGUUGGUCUCUAAGGUGCUACUGAACAAUUUUUACAAAUUUUAUUUUUUCCGUUCUCUGUGAUUCCAGUGUUGAUUGACUCUAUGCUGCUAUGGAGAGUUUUUCCUAAGCUUCAAGACAGCAUAGGGGACCAUUUGUAUCAGGACAGUGGGAGGGAAGGUUUAAAAAGGGAUGAGAUUCUAAAUGCAGUCAGAUGCAACAAUAAUAUCUUCUUCCACAAGGAGGGUGUGGCGUUUGCCCUCCUAGGUGGGUCAUAAGGAAAGGGUUAAAUGAGUGUGAAGUGAUUGGCCAGUGGAAACCCAAGGGGAGGAGUUAGAGUUGGAGUUGGAGUUGUUAGGAGUUAGUUGGGAGUUGGAGAAGGAAGAGGGAGGAUAUGUCUGUGGGUUGGUCGAGUUGUGUUGUGAGAGAGUGAGAGAAACUGAUAGGAGGAGUCAGAUAGACAGCAGUUAUUAGGAAAGGUAUAGGCCGGUAUAGAAACUAAGAUUAAGAAACUGACAAGAAAAAUUAUCUGAAACCAUAAACUUGUUAAGGCUUUUAAAAUAAACUUGCUUAUUUGAUUUAAUGUUAACAACUGUCUGGACUCUGUGUGUACCCGAGAGAAACGGGUUGGUGGCAGCGGGAAAGCAAUCACAGUGGUGGCACAGGGAUCAAUAGACUGUCAAACGUCCGGGGACCCUGUGUGAUAGCCACAGAGGGUAUCAUACGUUUGUUUCCGAUGAGCUCAGAUUUUUCUUUUUAAUCAUGCUGACGAGCACAAGCCAUAUGGAAUCAAGGUUGGGGAUUUUCAGAACUGAAGCAAUCACCUGAAAACUGAGAGAAUGUGAGAAACAUAAGCUCUGUACUCAUAUUAAAAAGCCUAAAUUAGUCAGUUAGAGACCAAUGGUAAUUCAGCAGGUGCAAGAUUCCAACCAUUUCAUGACAAAACCAACAGGUUGAUUUUCUUGGGAGACACAUUGUCUUAGUUUUGAAAACUAUAUUAUUAGAAUUGUAUAAGUUAAACAGAGAGCCAUGGAAUCUUGCAGAAGAGCAGAGGCUUCCACCCUGCUGGGAUACUGAGGAGAGACGCAGGAAUGGUCUGCCUUGUUUCACUGGAAAGAUAAACCUAUGGCCCUCUUUAAUUAAUGAAUAGAAGAUAUGACAACUCUUGCAACAAAGAUUGAUAAAAGACAGAUUGUGUAUGGACAAAUAUAAUGACAUUUGAAUACUAAAAAAUAUAGUCAGUUAUAAAUAAAUGUAAUGUAUUGGAGUAAUAAUUUCACUUAUAUACCUUUGUACUAGGCAAGUAAGUACAGAAUUGCAGGUUUUUUUAUUUUUAUACUUUUUAUACACUUUCUGUUUCCUUUUAAUUUCUUCAAUUUUUUUCAUUUAAUUGAAAUAUUUUCAAUCUAUAUGGAAUAUUCUGCCUAUGAAGAUUGGUGGGAGAGACUAGCCUAUUUACAGUUCAGUGUAGUGUUUUAGUCUACAGGCAAUCAGAUGGCUCUCUAAGCACAUUGAAGUGGUUUUAAAGUUUUGCAGCCUGAACCUUUGCAUAUGUAAGCUAAGAAUUCAAAGAGUUGCUGCCUUAGCUUGCUCCUGCCUGGCUAUUCUAAUGCUCUCUGCUCAAUAUGGCCCACCCAUUAGCCCCAGACUGGGGAGAGCAGCGAGGGGCUGUGGUUCCCAAAAGAGAGGGGCACCUCACGUCCUUUGCCACUCCUCCUUUUGCUACAGAGAGGAGCGGCCGCUGUCCCAGUCGUCCCCUGAGUGGGAAGGUGCUGACACCUGUUACUCUCUGGCUUUUUUUCUCCCACUCCUUGCAGUGAACUGGGUUUCCCCCAUGCUGCCUCCAGUCAUCUCAGGUGGCGGCAGUGGCCGGAGGCAUGCGUGGCACCAUUUUCGGAUUUGCACCAAGCAGCGAAAUGUCUACCCUUCUGUCACGGUAGGCUUUUUUUGUUUUUUUAAGAGAAAGUUUGCAAACAGCGGUGCUUGAUGAAGAGUUGCUUUUUAGGAUUAGUUUAUAUUUAGGAAAUGUUUGGAGUCCUACUUUUUGGGAAUUUUCUAGGGAGAGGCUGGAUAAAGCAGCUGCUUCUGAUGGUUUAAAUAUUGACUAUCCUAUAAACCUGGGACGCGGGUGGCGCUGUGGGUUAAACCACAGAGCCUAGGACAUGCCUAUCAGAAGGUCGCUGGUUCAAAUCCCCACGACGGGGUGAGCUCCUGUUGCUCAGUCCCUGCUCCUGCCAACCUAGCAGUUUGAAAGCACAUCAAAGUGCAAGUAGAUGAAUAGGUACCGCUCUGGCGGGAAGGUAAAUGGCGUUUCCAUGCACUGCUCUGGUUCGCCAGAAGCAGCUUAGUCAUGCUGGCCACAUGACCCGGAAGCUGUAGGCUGGCUCCCUCGGCCAAUAAAGCGAGAUGAGCACUGCAACUCCAGAGUUGGUCAUGACUGGACCUACUCUGGGGCCCCUUUACCUAUCCUAUAAACGGGUGGCACUGUGGUCUAAACCACUGAGCCUCUGGGGCUUGCCAAUCAGAAGGUUGGCAGUUCGAAUGCCCGCGACAGGGUGAGCUCCUGUAGCUCGGUCUCAUGCUGGCCACAUGACCCGGAAAAACUGUCUGCAGACAAAUGCCGGCUCCCUCGGCCUGUAAAGUGAGAUGAGCGCCGCAACCUCAGAGUCGUCAACAACUGGACUUAACUGUCAGGGGUCCUUUACCUUUUAUCCUAUAAAAUAGCCAGCCUCUAAAGCAUCAGAUGGCACUCCACUUUUUGAUUCCAGUGAGAACAACACAAUUCUAGGAAUAUGAGCAAAAUCAUUUUUCCUUCUUAUAGUAAACCAGGUGUCCUGUGUGUGGAUUCACUCUGGAGAGACCGAAAUGGAGCAGAAAGACACAGUGGGUCUCUGAGGUGACCCUAUAGGCAUGCUGCAUAAUCUUCAUUAAAUAAAAAAUAAAGACAAAAUAAAGAAAAGCUUCCCCCUCUCCUCCCAAUUGUUGCCUUUUUAACAGUUAAAUAUUUCAAGGUUCUGCAGUUUUGUAAGAUCUAUUAAUGGGACUCCACUCCACUGAACACAUCUGAUAUGUAUUUAAGUAAUAAUGUUUCACAAAUUUGCUUCUGAAAAAAAUUAUAACUGUAGCCGUUCUUUAAAGUGUAAGUCUUUGACAGAUAUCACAUAGAACAUAUUGCUAUUUUACAACCACUGAAGACCCUUCUGGUAGUUUUCUCGUAUGUUUUGGAUGAAGAAGUUAAGUAAAAUUACAAGAAUUAAUAUUUUUUGGUACUAAUCAUAGCCUGAAUGUUAAUGACUGAAUACUUGUGGAUAGUUACAGUUUGGGGAAUGUUAAUAUUACCUUGCUAUGUAAAGGUAUAAUCAGAUGGUGAUGAUGAUAAUAGUAUUUGGGGGGAUGGGACAUUUGCCACUAUUUGUAAAAAAAAACGCUGGAUCAGGACAACAGCAAAUGGAGGAGCAGACCCUGAAUGUUUUGGUUUUGACAGUUAUCCCACCCAUGAAUGAACAAAUUCUAGUGGAUCAUAAUGCAUGCAAUUUGCCUUCUCCCUUCCCUUUUUUGUGUGUGGACAUAUUAAUUACAAGAAUGCAUAUGUUUGAAUGUGCAUCAAUUGAUCUUUUGGGGUGUCAGUCACAUACACAGAAUUUAUUCCCAAUUUAUCCCCAAGACUUCUCCAUUUAAUCCCAGACACUCUGUAUGAACAUUUCCACAUCAAAAUGGCUUCCUUCCAGUGUAGACAACUCUGAUCCGAAACAUCCAGUAUCCUGAAUGCCAAGCAUUUCGGCAUGUGGGGAUUCCAGAACCCUGAGACUUGUGGGAAUGUUGUGGGUAACAGGAGAGGAUAUAUUGAUUAAUAUUAUCCUUCCUAACUCGCGCUAACAAGUUUCUUCAUACAGCAGAGUGCAUUCCCCUAUCACACAGCAGGAAGCUAGUUGCAGAUUCAUUAGAAUCUCUUAAGUUCUAUUAUUCCUGGUAAGACCUUUUAUCCCUCCUAAAAGAAUAAAGACACAACAGUCUUAUUAAUAAGUAACAGAAAGCAGUUUACUUGCGAUCAGGCACAGUACAGUGUGAUCCCUGAAGGUAAGUUUUAGCCUUAAAGUUACAAAUAUGUACACCCCAUAUGGGAGAUUCCCCAUGGACUGCUGGUUGAGAGCCAACAAUACAGUCCAGGGGAAGCAGGAAGCAGAAAAAGGAAGAAGGAGGGAGGUGGCUACAUGACUUGGCCUUUUUACUAGGUCUGGAUAGAUCAUGCCCACCUACUAGUCACAUGCAAAGGAAGGGUGCUCCAGCCAGGUGUAACAGGAAGUUCAACUGGCUGGACCAACAUCCCCUGCAUGUCCACUCUAGCAAUACAGGUAAUGUUGUACUUGACUGCUCUAGUGGAUUAUAUCCCACAAGACUGGCACGUCAAACUUGUGAAACUAUUAAACAAUAAUAGGAAUAUUAAUGUGGAAAAGCCGGCAGAAGGUUGAAACAGAAUGCAAAAUAAACCAGAGCAUUGUAGCUCUAAAAAUAGGACUAAUCCUAGCCUAUGCAUUACAACAUAGUUGUUUUGGUCUACUUACAAGUAGGUAGGGCAAAAUAUGGGACAAGUCAGGAGGGGGGAAUUGGGGAGCUAAAAAUGACUUUACCUGGUGUAGAAAUGACUUCAAAAUCAUCCAUUACAGUGUUUUUUCCCCAAUGCUGGCCAUACUCAUAGAGACCCAAUGAAAUUUAUUGAUCUAAGUUAGCAAUGCACAUUAAUUUCAGUGACUCACAUCCUCCCCACCUGCUGAAUUUCUGCGUGUCAGAAGAAUGGUAAAUGAAGAAACCCAUCCAAAAAGAGAAAGAGGGGUGAGGAUAGCAAUUCCAUGCAGCUGCUAAUGCCACACACAUUCACACACAUGCAUCACAGUCAGACAAGUUCAUCUAGUGGGUUACAUGUGUGCUUCAUUUUUGGCCCUGUCCUUUAUAAAAUAUUUUGCAUCAAUUUAUUUAAAUAAGUAAAAAAACCAACCAUUUUAAGGCUUCAAUCCUUAUUUGAAAAUAAAUUCAACUGAACUAAUUGGGACUUAUUUCUGUUUUCAAAGGCUCAGGCUUAAAGUGAAUUUAGGACUGUGACAGUUUCUUGCAAGGGAGUUUGAGUCCUCAUCUGCAGUACACAUUUAAAGCACUUUUAGAAGCUAUUGGUUUUGUGGGGGAGGAGUUUUCUUUGGUACCUAAAGAAUAGGUUUGCAAUAUCCACCUUACCCCUCCAUAAAGGAACAGGGUCAGGGAAGCACGUAAAAGCAACGAGGACCCACGCAGCAGCCUAGCACCCCCCGCUUCCCUGGUCUGCAGGAAAGGAACUGCCAGCUUUAAUGUGAGACACACUGGGGGGGGGGGUGCGCAGGACCCUCAUGCCGACCCUCAUGCCGGCCAGCUUCCCCUCCCCUCCUCUGUUCCUCCCCAAUGCCAACCAUUCAAAGCUUUCUCAGUCCCGCCCCUACAAUUCCAUCCCCAAAUGUGUCACUCACUGGAUCUAGUGAAACAGAGAGGGGUAGAGUAGGGAAAGGAAAGCGAGAGAGGAAGAGAACACAGGGAGGCAGGCAGGCAGGAGGGAGGCAAGUGCGCAGGUACAGUAGAGAUGGGAGGGAGGGGGGUGCUGAGCCCAGCGCUCACUUCCGCAGAGGAGAAAGAGGGAAGAGAAGAAAGCGAGGCAGAAAAAUGUGACAAACUGCAUCCCUUGAGGGACGCUGCAUUUGUACUUGGAAUAAGGGGCAAUUCCUUUAUUACAAGGGAUAGGUGGCAACCCCACAAGUAGGCAACAGAGAAAUUUCUUCUUCAUAGAAAGUCCAUUCUGGAUGGCUGAUGAUGAGAGGGAGCAAUGCUGCGAGGGCAUCUCUGCUUCAAAAGUCUCCUCUCUCUCUUUCUGCCCAUGGAGAUCCAGAGGCCUUCAGUCCCUCACAUCUCUCAGCCCCCCUUUUGCAUUGGAAGAGACUGGCAGGAACGUAGUGACAGCUUGAGGAAUGGUGGGGCAGAUCAGGGCCUUUCUUCAGAAGAUUUGGAAAACAUAUGGAAAACAUAGUUGGAGCCCCAGUUUAUGCUUGGGAGAAUAAAAUAGCAAAUGUUAUGUUGGGAAUGGCCAUAAGUAUUAGGGUCAGUGAUUAGUCCUACUUGCAUCUAGCAAGUUACUCAGAUGCCUUAGAAUUCAUUAUACGCUGGAUAAAUCCCCAAUAGAGAACACUUCCACCUCUCGUACUGCUUCUUUUUCUAUUCCUGUUCUCCCCACCCCUUGCCAUCUGCUCUGCUUCCCCGCUCAGAACAAAGAGGACUGUGAAGACCAAAUGUCUAGCCAGCUCCCCAGCCGCCACCCGCUGCGGUUCUGUGAAGUGUCAUUGCCUCAUGGGUCACAGCUUGUUUCUGUGGAAGAAAUCAUAGAACUCAGGAUGUCCUUAAUUCUAUUUCUGGUUUUUACAUGAGUUCUUGAGUGAGCUCUAAAUGUUCUGGAGUUAAUUAAAUUCCCAUUUUUGUUAAAUGGAUGCUCUCUUCUCCAGAAAAAUUUGCUUUCUUCAAGCUGCUGUCUUUACAGAUUUUCAUUCCAUAUUCCAAUUGAUUUUUGCAAAAUUUGAUUUUAAAAUGUGUUGAGUCAUCAUGGGUGAGCACCUCAAGCUUGAAUUGGAUUGUUUUAGAUUAAGGGCAGAUUAAGGCAAGCUAUUACACAUUCCAAAUUGGGAGUUUAAUCUUUGUCAAGCCAAAUUGAUUUACACCCCACCCCACUGAAAUCUGGGAUGCAGUGGUAUCCAAUCUCUUAUACUUUCAUGAGGGCUGGGCAGAUCACUCUAUUUCCAGCUCAUGCUAGUUGUGCAUGUGUCCUCAUUUCCACAGUAAUCUGUGGGGUGUUUUCUUAAAAUAAAAUAAAUUUAAAAAGUGAAAUUCAUAUGUACGGUAAAUAGAUAGGUAUUUUACCUCAGUGUAAUGUUUCUACAUGUAUUUUAUCUUAAGUGCACAUUUAAAUGUAUGUAAAAAUUUACAUUUUUGAGCUGAGAGCUGAAUCGUAAAAUUCAGAGAAUUUAAUUAUAAUUUUGUUCUGAUCCAAGCAUAAGUCCUGGAAGUGCAGGUUAAAUUAGUUCACUUUGAAAUGCAGACUGGACAAAAAUCUCCCUCGUCCUUACUUCCAGCACCACCAGCCCUCCAGCCAACAUCCCCUUCCCACCUGGGAGUCUGAAAGUUCUUCCUUCUUUCUUUUCCAAGCAGCUAGCUGACUACUGUUCUACUGGUAGGAGGAGGCGAGUGACAAGUGGGAGGGAGGGAGACAUCUUCCCUUCCAGUGUUUGUAUGCUGCUCUGUAGCAUGCUGGGUACAAGAAGACCCGGGAAAGGCAGUUCUGACAGAUGCCUUAAUUUUAUUGUUUGUUUGUUUGUUUAUUGCUUGCUUGCUUGCUUGCACUUAAUACCCCAAACUUAAUCACUUUCAGGAUCCCAGGGUGGGUUGCAAGAAAAAAACAUACAAUAUAAUCAAUAUUGAAGCUAUCACAAUAGUUCAAUUAAAACAACAGAUUCACAGCAGACAGUCUAUGACUCAGCAUGAAAUCCAUUCUAUAGCAAUCCUCCAGCAGCAGUCUACAGCUCAGACUUAAAAUCAGACAUAGUUGCAUUUUGGUCCAUUGCUCACCAACAUUCAAUAUUCUUUGUGAUCUGGAUGUCAGUGGAGGAGGAGAUCUAGCAAAAGAGAGACUGUCCAGCUUCUGGGCAACUGCAGCAGUGUUUGGCUCCUCUCUGUGCUUACACUGAGACCCUUGGGACCCUGCCCUGUCCUGGAACGGCUUUCUUAUUCUGACCCCCCCAUGUUCACUCAAACCUCCUGCUUCUAUCACCUCCCAGUUUGUCCCUUCCACAGACCGUUCCUCAGUGUCCUACCACCACUGUCCCAGGUCUAAAUCUUCCUCUGUGUCAUCCCUGAGGGUUCUUGGGCUGGCGUCUCCCACAGCUCUUAAUCACCCAACCAGUCUCUGAUAGUGUUGUUGUUUAAAGAGCCACUUCCACCCCUUUCAGCAUUCUGUGUCCAGGGCGGCUAUCUGCUAGCUCCAUGUUGUGUGCCAGCUGAGGUUCUACCUGCCUGCGCACUGUUUCGCCUGAGUGGUACAUGCUCUAGUUAUCUUCUACUUAGACCACUGCAGUGCUACCUUUGAAGGAGACCUACAACUAAUCCAGAAUGCAGUAGCUAGACUGGUGACUGGGAGUGGCCUCUGGAACCAUAUAACACCAGUCCUAAAAAACCCUACAUCGGCUCCCAGUACAUUUCUGAGCACAAUUCAAAGUGUUGGUGCUGACCUUUAAAGUCCUAAAUGGCUUUGGUGCUGUAUACCUGAAGGAGUGUCUCCAAUGCCAUCUUUCAGCCCAAACACUGAGGUCCAGCUCUGAGGGCCUUCUGGCAGUUCCCACACUAUGAAAAGUGGAUUCACAGGGAACCAGGCAGGAAGCCUUUUUGGAAGUGGUGCCUGCCCUGUGGAAUGCUCUCCUGUCAGGUGUCAAAUAAUAUUAUUAUUAUUACUGCUAUUACUAUUACAGUCGUACUUUGGAAGUAGAAAGGAAUCUAUUCCAGAAGUCCAUUCGACUUCCAAAACGUUCGGAAACCAAAGCACGGCUUCAGAUUGGCUUCAGGAAGCUCCUGCAGCCAAUCAGAAACCUCGGAAGCCCCAUAAGCCGCAUCAGAUGUUCAGGUUCCAAAGAAUGUUUGCAACUGGAACACUCACUUCUGGGUUUGCGGCAUUCGGGAUCCAAAAUGUCUGAGUACCAAGGCAUUUGGGAUCCAAAGUACAACUGUACUAUUAUUUCCUCUCCCUUCUCACUAUGCUCACUGUACUCAAACUCUUCCCUGUUCCACUCCUCAGCUGCCUCAUGUGAGACAGAUGAAGUGGAAGCCCCAGAUAUUCCCUAGUACUUUAUUAAAACCUUUGCUAUUGUUUAAAACCACAGUUUUUCUCUCCGUUUCCUCCAUCCAUAUUUUACUCAAUCUUCUUCAGUUGUUUUAAUGUCCCCUGCUCCUUUCUUCUUUCUGCCAUUUGAUGGGCAUUGCAGUUGUGCAACCUGCCUUCAUUUUUACUCGCUACCCCACCCAGACUUCAUGCAAAUCCAGGGUUAUGAUGUGACACUACAAAAUGAGCUAAAUGUGGAUUGUGGAUGGUGUUAUAUAUAUAGAUAUAGAGAAAAACACUGAUUAAUAUGGAUUAAUAUGGAAAUGGUGUGAAACAGAAUUAUGGAAAAGUGACUGGGGCCAGAAAUACCUAUGAUGCCUAGCAUUUGGCUAUACUCAAGUAACCACAGGGAAAUACUGACAUUUCUAUAGUCCUUGGGAAAACAUUCUACAGGUGCUACUAGAUGAGGGAAAAGAGCAAGGACUUUCUUCCCUCUUCCUUCAUUGGAAUUGGCUUCUUGAUAUUGACAUGGAGGUAAUGCUGCUAUAGAGACACACAGCAGUUGUUCUUCUUCUUUGGUGAUCACUGGUAGUUGAGUAAGAUUGUCUUUCAUGAACAUGGUUUUAACAGUGAGUCUAUACAUGACUAUGGAGGCCAAUGCUGGAUCCACUCGUCCUUCCACAGUGGGGACAUAGGUUUCUGGGUAGGGUUGAUCAAGGUGAGGGUUUCCCAAGCGUGCCUUCCUCUUAGCACGUUUCUCCCUUUCGUCCUGAGUUUGAGCGUCUUCAAAACCCAUGACACCUUUGGUAAAGGCUGUUUAGUGUUUCCCAGUUGUCAGUGUUUAUACUACUUUUUUUUAGAUUUGCCUUGAGAGAGUCUUUAAACCACUUUUGUUGACCACCAGCAUUACGCUUUGCAUUUUUAAGUUCGGAAUAGAGUAGCUGCUUUAGAAGACGAUAAUCAGGCAUUCGAACAACAUGACCAGUAGCAUUGGCAGGUCAGCCCCAAUGCUCUCUUUGUAGUCCUGAAGUCUUGAGGCAACAGUUAUGUGAAUGUUUUAGGGCUGCUGUGGAGAGUCAUAUGGAAGAUCUAAAGGUCUUGAUAAGGUACCUGUUGUCAAAGCUACUGGCACGUAGGCAAAGUAAAUUCUUGACACCUGCAUCUUAUGUUAGACAUCCCUGACCUGGCCCAAGUGGUUUAUGCAGUUGCUUCAAAUCCCUGUCCUGAUCCUAAUAUAUUAUAUGCCAUGACACACAGAUUAACAAUACUGAACAGAGGGAUUAAUGUGGAGACACACAGGGAAAUACAAAUAUGCCUGUCAACUUAUGUAAAAUCAUUAAUUGAUUAUAAAAUUUCUAUUCCACUCUUCCUCCAAAUGCAUUUGUGGGUGGCAAAUAGGGCAAUAAUUAAGAGCGCAGCCUCUCUAGGAAAAAUAAACUUGGUUGAAUUUUGGAGUUCGCAAGUGGCAGGACUGACAGGAGAUGCCAGUGCUAAAAUCUCCCUGCAAAAAGAAAAGCUUGCCAUCUCUGGAGACAGCUCUCACAAAAUGCCAGUGGAGCAAAAAUCAGAUAGGCUCAUUGUAAAAGAACAUGAAAAUCAAUGCUGUUGAUAGUUUGCUCAAGGCAAACCCUUUCAUCUUUCAAGGACUUUUGACCAAAUGUGGCAUCAUUCAUUAAUUGUUUCUGAUAAGCACUGAGGGGAAACUGGAGCAGAGAGCGUGGCAACCAUAUGUCCAGCUAAGUCUGUCCUAAUGUGGAAAGAAGAAGAAAUAAACUGACCCAGACACCAUUUUAUUCCUAACAUGGUCAUGCAGUUGUUUAGCAAUAUGCAGGCUUUCAGAGCCAUGCUUUAUGCAUAACACUGGGGAACAAAUUUUUUUGUUGCAUUGACACCUGCAGCUGUUCUAACCUAAUUUCGACGUGCUGAUUUCAUAUCUGAAGUUGGUUUUGUUCUAGUUUUUUUUUUUUUUUUGCAAUUCAUGUUUUUCACUUUUCACCAUAAUCUUUGUUUUUCACAAUGCAAGAAUUCAAUAUUUUAUUAAACACAUAGCCAAAGUAGUACAAUAUGAGUAUAAAUGUAAGUGACUUAUAUAGCAUUGAACAUGACAUGUAUAGCACUGAAAAUGACAUGUAUAUCUAUGUACAGUUGGAGGUAUGCAAAAAAAUGUAUUCCUUUGGGAUUCACAGUAUACUGGGGAACAUUCUUUUUUCAUUUUCUUUUGCCUGAGAUUUUUCAACUGUUAGAAUCAUAGAAUCAUAGAAUCAGCUGGGAACUGAUACAUGUAGUCAAAGCAGCAGGAUUUAACCACUGGUGAUUAACUGGUUACAUCCUGCUCAGUUCUCCAGCUGGGACCAGGUACAUGCUGCCCAUGCCCAGUGUGGGCUUGUUCAAAAUCCCUUUUGCAAAGAGCCUCAUGCUGCUCUUUAAACCUCUAGUUUUCAGAGGUUCCAUGGGGAGCUGUUUGCAAAAGGGCUUUCAUAGAAUCAUAGAAUCACAGAGUUGGAAGAGACCACAAGGGCCAUUGAGUCCAACCCCCUGCCAAGCAGGAAACACCACCAGAGCACUCCUGACAUACGGUUGUCAAGCCUCUGCUUAAAGACCUCCAAAGAAGGAGACUCCACCACACUCCUUGGCAGCAAAUUCCACUGUCGAACAGCUCUUACUGUCAGGAAGUUCUUCCUAAUGUUUAGGUGGAAUCUUCUUUCUUGUAGUUUGGAUCCAUUGCUCCGUGUCCGCUUCUCUGGAGCAGCAGAAAACAACCUUUCUCCCUCCUCUAUGUGACAUCCUUUUAUAUAUUUGAACAUGGCUAUCAUAUCACCCCUUAACCUCCUCUUCUCCAGGCUAAACAUGCCCAGCUCCCUUAGCCGUUCCUCAUAAGGCAUCGUUUCCAGGCCUUUGACCAUUUUGGUUGCCCUCCUCUGGACACGUUCCAGUUUGUCAGUGUCCUUCUUGAACUGUGGUGCCCAGAACUGGACACAGUACUCCAGGUGAGGUCUGACCAGAGCAGAAUACAGUGGCACUAUUACUUCCCUUGAUCUAGAUGCUAUACUCCUAUUGAUGCAGCCCAGAAUUGCAUUGGCUUUUUAGCUGCCGCGUCACACUGUUGGCUCAUGUCAAGUUUGUGGUCAACCAAGACUCCUAGAUGCUUUUCACAUGUACUGCUCUCAAGCCAGGUGUCCCCAUCUUGUAUUUGUGCCUCUCAUUUUUUUGCCCAAGUGCAAUACUUUACAUUUCUCCCUGUUAAAAUUCAUCUUGUUUGUUUUGGUCCAGUUCUCUAAUCUGUCAAGGUCGUUUUGAAGUGUGAUCCUGUCCUCUGGGGUGUUAGCCACCCCUCCCAGUUUGGUGUCAUCUGCAAAUUUGAUCAGGAUGCCCUUGAGUCCAUCAUCCAAGUCGUUGAUAAAGAUGUUGAAUAAGACCGGGCCCAAGACAGAACCCUGUGGCACCCCACUAGUCACUCUUCUCCAGGAUGAAGAGGAACCAUUGAUGAGCACCCUUUGGCUUCGGUCAGUCAGCCAGUUACAAAUCCACUGAGUGGUAGCAUAGUCAAGACCGCAUUUUACCAGCUUCUUUACAAGAAUAUCAUGGGGCACCUUGUCAAAUGCCUUGCUGAAAUCAAGGUAGGCUACAUCCACUGUGUUCCCUUCAUCUACCAGGCUUGUAAUUCUGUCAAAAAACGAGAUCAGGUUAGUCUGACAUGACUUAUUUUUCAGAAAUCCAUGCUGACUAUUGGUGAUCACAGCAUUCCUUUCUAGGUGCUCACAGACUGUUUGCUUAAUGAUCUGCUCCAGAAUCUUCCCUGGUAUUGAUGUCAGACUGACUGGGCGGUAAUUAUUUGGGUCCUCUCUUUUCCCCUUUUUGAAAAUAGGGACAACAUUUGCCCUCCUCCAGUCUGCCGGGACUUUGCCUGUUCUCCAGGAAUUCUCCAAGAUGACUGCCAGUGGUUCUGAGAUCACAUCUGCCAGUUCUUUUAAUACUCUUGGAUGCAGUUCAUCUGGCCCUGGAGACUUGAAUACAUCUAAACUAGCCAAGUAUUCUUGUACUAUCUCCUUAGUUAUUCUGGGCUGUGUUUCCUCUGCUGAAUCAUUUGCUCCAAAUUCUUCAGGUCGGGCAUUGUUUUCUUUAUCGGAGAAGACUGAGGCAAAGAAGGCAUUGAGGAGUUCAGCCCUUUCUGUGUCCCCUGUUUGCAUUUCACCAUCUUCUCCUCCCACCGUUUCUUUGUUCUUCCUUUUGCUACGAACAUACCCAUAAAAGCCUUUUUUGUUGCUUUUAACCUCUCUAGCAAGCCUGAGUUCAUUCUGUGCUUUAGCUUUUCUGACUUUGUGUCUGCACGUGCUGGCUAUUUGUUUGAAUUCCUCUUUGGUGGUUUCCCCCCUUUUCCAUUUUUUGUACACAUCCUUUUAUAAUCUUAACUCAGUUAAAAGUUCUUUAGAUAGCCACCCUGGCUUCUUUAGGCACCUUCCAUGUUUCCGUCUCAUUGGUAUUGCCUGACAUUGUGCUUUUAGUAUCUCCCUCUUAACAAACUCCCAGCCAUCAUGAACUCCCUUUCCUUUUAGUAUUACUGUCCAUGGGAUCUCACCCAGCACUUCCCUAAGUUUUAUGAAGUCGGCUUUCUUAAAGUCAAGAAAUUGAGUCCUAGUAUGCUUGGCUGCUCCUUUCCGCUGUAUAGUAAACUUCAGAAGAGCAUGAUCACUCGCGCCUAAUGAUCCUUCCACUUCUACCCCACUAACCAGGUCAUCAACAUUGGUUAGGACCAGAUCUAAAAUGGCUGUUCCUCUUGUUGCUUCUCCCACUUUCUGGACAAUGAAGUUGUCUGCAAGGCCAGUGAGGAAUCUGUUUGACCUUAUGCUCUUGGCUGAGUUUGACAUCCAACAAAUAUCCGGGUAAUUGAAGUCCCCCAUUACUACUAUCUCCCUUCCUUUUGCAUGCUUGGCCAUCUGUUCCAGGAAGGCAUCAUCUAUGUCCUCCGUUUGGCUUGGGGAUCUAUAGUAAACUCCCACAAUGAGGUCACUGUUAUUCUUCUCUCCCUUAAUUUUGACCCAAAUGCUCUCACUUUGGCUUUGAGGUUCUAAAUCUUGGAUCUCUUCACAGGUAUACACAUCCCUGACAUAUAACGCCACUCCUCCUCCUUUCUUGUCUGGUCUGUUUCUCUGAAAUAGAUUGUAUCCCUCCAUUAUUACAUUCCAAUCGUGGGACUUAUCCCACCAGGUUUCAGUGAUGCCUAUUAUGUCAUAUUUAGUUUGCUGUACCAAGAGCUCAAGCUCAUCUUGUUUAUUUCCCAUGCUUUGCGCAUUAGUGUACAGACAUUGAAGUCCAUUAAUCAUUCCCCCGUGUCUCUUAUUUAAGGAUUUUUUCCUCCUACCUCUUAUAUGUUGUUUCAAUGCUGAUUUCAAAUCUGAAAUCGAUUUUUGUGUACAUGCUAUAGUUUUCUUUCAAUUUCCGACUUUUGCCGAUAUGUCAUAUUUACACUGGGGAUAAGUGGACACUGACACGUUGAUCUACCCUAACCACGUGGUAUCAGUUUUUAUCAGUUGGCAUUCCUAAGGGUGGAGGAGUUGGCUCUCCGCUAUAAUCCUCCUGUCUUGCAGUUAACCUCCUGUCUUCCUGGCUAUUGCCUUCACUGGGAGCUGGCUGGGCUGGCUCAUUCAUGACAACAUCCAUCCCAGAACUGCCAUCAGUCACCAGUUUAGGAUUUUGACCACCUUCAGAUGACUUCCCCAACAGUUUCAUGUAGAUGUUGACAAUGCAGGUGACAAAAUGUACCCCUGUAGAACCCUAUAAGUCAGGAAACAUGGAGCAGAUCGUAAGUCCCCCUGCGAUGACCAGUGUCUCCCAACCCUAACCCUAAUAGUCAACCCAGAAGGAUACCAUGGUAGAUGGUGUUAAAAGCUGCCGAGAGGUCCAGGAAGACUACCAUGGUAUUCCUUCCCCCGUCCUCCUCAGGUGUAAGUCAUCCACCAGGGCAGAAAAGGCUGCUUCCAUCUAAUGGCUGCACCUGAAUCAACACUGGAAUGAAUCCAGGUAAUUAGUAUCAUCCCUAACAGCCUGGAGUUCAGAGGCCACCACCCACUGUCAGGGCUGGGUUCAGAUGCAGGUCAGCAAAAAGAAGCAGAGAGAGUUGUCAGUGAAGUUAACUUUUAUUCAAGGCAACAACAUGCAUACAGCACCACUUCCCUGUAGGUCUUACCCUGCGGAGAAGUCGCCAGGACUGAUGGUCCCCGCCUUCUAUCCCCCUCUAUAGCUCCUCCUCUGCCAUUUGUUUCCCAAGCAGUCUGAAACUGCAUCUGGGCCCCUGUAAUCUCUGUUCUGCCCUACACAUCACUCUGUGUUUCCUUGGAGACUGAGGGGGAGGAGAGCUAGUUGCAGAUGGAGAGGCAGACUCCCGCAAUUCUUCUGCAGCCUCUGUCCCUGCCACACUGCUUCAGCCUCUGAGUUUAAACUGCUCUUUCUCACACAGGCUCUCCCUGAUCACAAAAGCUUGUUGUCCCUUCAGCUUCCAACUACUUUAUCCCUCUUAGGCUCUGAGCCUUCCUGCUCUGGGGGUUCCCUUGGGGGUUGUGCAGCUGGUGCCUCCCACCACUCCUUGUUGUCCAGCCAGACCCUGGCACUCACUCUGUCAUCUUGCCCCCCUAAAGGAAAAUUAGAGACCAGAUGGUAGUCAUCCAUGGCUGAAGGCUAUAUUUAGGGUGUUUUGGGAUCGUACAAUCAACACAGAAAUCUCAUCUAAAGCAUCCAUGACGGAUGACCAUCCAACCUCUGCUUUAAAACCUCCAAGGAAGGAGAGUCUACCACCUCCAGAGGAAGAGGUGGUACUGUCAAUAAGUUAUUCCUGAUGCUUAAUCGGAAUCUCCUUUCUUUAACUUGAACCAUUGGUCAAGGUCCUACCCUCCAGAGCAGGAGAAAACAGGCUUGCUCUUUCUUCCAUGUGACAACCCUUUAGAUAUUGGAAUAUGGCUCUCAUAUCUCCUCUCAGUCUCCUCCAGGCCAAACAAGCCCAGCUCCCUCAACUGUUCCUCAUAAGGCUUGGUUUCCAGAUCCUUGAUCAUCUUGGUCACCCACCUCGGCACACAUUCCAGCUUGUCAAAAUCCUUCAUAAAUUGUGGCACUCAGAACUGGACACAGUAUUCCAGGUGUGGUCUGACCAAGGCAGAAUAGAGUGGUACUUGUGGGAAUGUUCUGGGGUGCAGGAGAGGAUAUAUUGUGAGAUUAUAUCUUAAUCCAACUUGUGCUAACAAGUUCCCAAAAUAUCAGCAGAGUUUAUAACAUUCCCUUUUUUAAGUUCGCAAUGGUAAUGUGUGCACAGGUUCGCUAGAACCUCUAUAAUAAUUACUCUGGUAAUUUCCCCUUUUGUUCCCUCUUAAAAUACAAGACACAACACAGUCUUUAUAAAAGUACGAAAGAGUUUACUCACGUUCUGUUCACAGUAUGAUCCCAGAAGGCAGACAGACUUAAAAAGGUAAAAUACACUCAGAAUCUAUCUUAUGGAAGAUAGUCCCUUAGUCCUCUCUUGGCUGAGAGCCAAGAGGGCAUCCUGCUUCUUCGAAAGAUGAAGAUGAGAGAGAGAGAUGGCUGCCUGCCCUGUGCUUUUAGUAUUACCUGCACAGGUGAGGCCACACCCACCUCUGGUCACAUGCGGAGGAAGUCUCUCCCAGGAAGUUUACCUGCUUGCUGGACAGACAUCCCUCCCCAUGUUCUAACAUGUACACUCUAGGAAUGUUGUCAUUGACUGCUCCUGUGUUUUACAUCCCACAGUACUGUGACUUCCCUUGAUCUGGACACCAGACUUAUGUUAAGGCAGCCUAGAAUAGCAUUAGUCUAUUUUGCUGCAGCAUCACACUGUUGAUUAAUGUUAAGUUUGAGGUCUAAGACCCCUAGAUCAUUUUCACAUGUACUACUGGCAAACCCCAUCUUAUAUUUGUGCAUCUGGUUCUUCCUGCCCAAGUACAGAAGCUUACAUUUGUCCCUAUUGAUUUUCAUUAUGUUAGUGUGUGCCCAGUUCUCUAAUCCGUUAAGGUAAUCUUUAAUUUGUAAUGCCAAUAAAGGUAUUUGUAUUGUAUUAUAUUGUAAUCUUGAAUGCCAAUUCUGUCUUCUGCAGCAUUAACUAGUCUUCCCAGUUUGGUGUCAUCUGCAAAUUUGAUGAGCAUCUCAUAAAUUGCUUUGUUCAAGUCCUUUACAAAGAAGUUGAACAACAAUGGACCCAGGACACCCUACUUGUCACCCAGGAUAAUGAGGAACCACUAAUGAAUAUUCUUUGGGUUUAGUCAGUCAGCUAGCUACAAAGCCACCUAACAGUUACCCCAUUCAACCCACAUUUUACCAGCUUCUUCAUGAGAAUAUCACGGGGGACUUUGUCAAAAGCCUUACUGAACUCAAGAUACACUACAACCACAGCAAAAAAAGAAAUGAGAUUCAUCUACCAUGACUUGUUUUUGAGUGGUCUCACUAUCACUUCCUUGAGGCAGAUGGGAAUUAUUACAUCUCUCAAAAAUAUAUUUAAUACUGGGCGAUCUUGAGAGCCGUGGAUUAAGGAUCAAGCAAAUAGGUCAUAGGCCUCACUUCUACAAUAGAUGGUCAUGUGAUACUUGGACCUGCUCACUGAUUUGUCUUGGAUAAUUUGAAGGCCAGUUGCUUACCUGCACUGAAAUCUGAGCUUACCUGUCUGAGUACAGUCUUGUGCUGUGCUGAUAAUUUCUCUUACUUUCUUUUAUUGUUUCCCACCAAUUUAUUAGAAAAGCAAUUAUAUUUUUAAAAUUAUUAAAAAGCGAGAGAAAAUUUCCGGAUAGGUUCUCAUGGAUCUCUUGUGCUUAUCCUCCUUUCAGCGUAGCAAAGCAAUGUUUAAUGACUGUCCUCUUUUCAUUCAAUAAUAAUAAUUAUAAUUUAUUACUUAUACCCCGCCAUCUGGCCAGGCCUCCCCAGUCACUCUGGGCAGCUUCCAACAGGAUAUUUAAAACAGAACAAAACAUCAAACAUUAAAAACUUUCCUAAAUAGGGCUGCCUUCAGAUGUCUUCUAAAAGUCAGAUAGUUGUUUAUUUCCUUGACAUCUGAUGGGAAGGCAUUCCACAGGGCAGGUGCCACCACCGAGAAGGCCCUCUGCCUGGUUCCCAAUCGUAUCCAAGUGUUCUGGACUCAAAAUCAGUGGUUUUAGCAAUCUCAGGUGUUUGUGUGUUCCUUCUCUUUCUCCCACCGUCCUGAUGCCACCUCUGGAGACCUCAUGAAGCCACAUACAAAUUAAGACAGUUACCUGGAUAUUUUCAAGAGAAGAAAUGGUUUUCCGGAGAGGUGGUAAGUCUGGAAGAUUCAAGGCUCAGACUCAUUCCCCCGGCUACCCUUUCCAAUAGGAAAGCAUAGUCUAUCACAGUUACUAGCAAGUAAAAUGUGGAUUAUAUUCCAAGAAGAAGCAUAUGGAUAUAAUACAUUUAGGACUGCAGCAGGGAGUUGAUUAUUUGAUUAAUCAGCUAGAAGCAUUUUAAAUGAAUUAAAAUUUUCCCCUAGUUAGUCAACCAGCAAAUUAAAAACAUGUAUAUUAUUUCUACUCAUAGAAACCAAGUGUCAUCUAUUAUUUUAGGCAAUACAUCCCUCCUCUCUCACACCCAAGAGAGAAUGCCUAAUCUAAGACAAUACCUAUUGUAUUGUUUUAAAAAAUGAUGUAUCCAUCAUCUUAAAACAAUGCAUGCUUCUUUUCCCUCUGAACUAACAUUUUUACUGUCAUGCAAAUUUAUGCAAAAUUACCAAGUUAAUUAUUUUGUUAAUUUGCUAAUGCAGUCUGACCAGAAAACAGGACAUCGUUGAGUAAAAUUGCAUAUGAUCAGACUAUGAAACUAAUAAUAUUUAUUUAUGGAGAUUUCUUUAACUAGGAGCAGCUCAUAGACACUUUGUGUGUUAUAUAUUCCAAACCUUGCAUUUCAUUCAAUUAUGGGAAGCAGGUGCCAUAACAUACUUCAACAUUAAGAAAUUGUAAUUGAAAGCUUGGUUAUAAAAGACUUCCCACUUAUCAGCCAGAAUAUGCACAUGAACCUCAGCUUUCCAUUGCUUAGAUUUUUGUACUACUAAGGCCCAAAAUUUAACAGUAUCAUUCCCAACUGCAGCUUGUUCCAAUUCAUGCCAAAAUUGUUUACAAUGAAGCAUUUUUUCUCCUUUAGCAAUUAUUGUUGCACCAUUUCAAUUACCAGCAUUUUAUAACCCAAUUGUCUAGCCUGUUUUGCUGGUCUAUUUAGUCCUUGCUUCCUUUUCCUACGUUCCUCAUCAUACCAUUGUUUAGUGGAUAUAUCCCCAGCUGUGCUAGUUUUAUUUAGCACUGGCUUCCAUUUUUGAAUAAGUUAAUCAUAUUUCUCCAAUACCUUAAACUCCUCCCUCAAGAACUCCUUCCCCCACUAGAUCACUUCAUGACUAAGUAGAAUAUUUUCCAUUCUUCCUUGUAGAUUAGCAUCCCAUUGGAAACUGUGCUGAGCACUUCAUAUGUAUGCUGUGGUUUGUUUGGCUUCUAAGGCUACUGAUGUAAUAACAUGCCUCAGUUCUAACAACGAUCAAUGGUUGACGAUCACCAGGGCUUUUUUAAAGCUGGAACUCGCUGGAACUCAGUUCCAGCACCUCUCAGGUGGGCGCCAUUGACAUUAUAAAAAAACAAGGGAGGCAUUUAUGAUGAGUUCCAGUACUUCUUUUUCUGGAAAAAUAGCGCUGAUUGUCACUUUCUGGUUUUUCACCCCCACAAAAAUUCUGAAAAUAAAAAACUGCAGCGGCUGAACAAUAACAUGUAAUUGAUUACACUGCCACCUCUGAUGGAGGAGAAGGUAAACUGUCCUUCAGAGUCACUCACCCCUGUACCAUUGCAGAUAAUUAGCUGGUUGAUCCCUGCUUCAUUGAUGAUCUGAUCAUUUGAUAGUCUAGUGGAUAACUCCUUCAAACACUCAUGCAACAUACCAAUUCUUUCAGCCAUAACAAUGUUAUCACCUUCAAUUCUGGCAUUAAAAUCACCCAUCACAGCAAUAGUUGUUAAUGAAUAUUCUUCUGUAAUUUUCUCUAAAUUAAUAAAAUUAUUAUUAUUAUUGUUCUUCUUCUUCUUCUUGUUGUUGUUAUUAUUAUUAUUAUUAUUAUUAUUAUUAUUAUUAUUAUUAUUACCAUCACCCUCCCUGUGGAAUGCCCUCCCUUCAGAUGUCAAGGCAAUAAAUAACUAGCCCUGUAUCAGGAACUUUUUAAUGUUUGAGGUUUUACUAUGUUUUUAUAUAUGCUGUAAGCCACCCAGAGUGGCUGGAGAAGCCUAGCCAGAUGGGCAGGGUAUAAUAAUAAUAAUAUUAAUACCAAUAAUAAUAAUAAUACCAAUAACAAAAACAGCAGCAGCAGCAGCGUCUAACAAGGCCUGUAAGUUGCUGCCGGAGUGCAUAGAGGCUUUGGGAUUAUGUGAACAUUGACACAGAGUAUUUUAAACUCGGUAUCACUAGACAGCUGGACCACUGGAAUUCUGGGAGGAGAGAUACAAUUUCCUCUGCUUUCACAUUUACACUUGUUGAGACACCAAGAGACUCUCAAUCUUUGCUUCUUCUAUUAACUCUGAUAGCUGGUUGGGAAUAGAUAGCAUAUCCUUGUAUUUGUUAUUUCUUUUACCCAAGAACUGUUUAAGAUAUUCAGUAAAAUUCAUCAGUUUAUUUGCCCACCCUGCUAUAUUCCAUGAAAUGAGGUUAAUAUUCCUAAACCCUGAAUUCACAGCAUCUGUUCAAUCUUCAUUCUGCCACCCAGGUGCUUUCAGGCCACUGGCUCUCUCCACUCUGUACAAUCCUAUCCCACAGGGGGAGUUUUCCAAAAGUGGGUAAUGUGUUAGUAUCCCUAUAAGCAGAUGUGUACUUUUUUACUCUGCCUUCUGUUUCUUGCCUUCCUCAACCUAAAAACCUUGUCUCUAUUCCGAAUCGAAACAGGCAUAGGAUUGUUUACAGAUAUUCCUUGACUGAGGUUUAAGUUUAACUUCUAUUAGUUGACAUUCCCAUGAUGUCAGCUGAACAUCACAGUCAACUUUGUUCUCUGCUGCUAAUACCUUGGUAGAAUUUAUUUGUACAGGAUCUCUCACUUCAUUGCUGUCAGCCUUAAAUUUCCUGACUGACCUGUCGCUCCCCCAGGGACUCUUUGGGUGAGACAUUCCUCUGGUUGUCUUCUUGUUUCAUUUUAUCAUAUUCAGCCUCACCCAGAGCAUUCAUAUGAUCAAUAAUUUUAAAGAGCAGGUUAAAAUUCACCCUGCCAUCCUUCUUGCAUUGCUGUCUCUGAGCUUUACCCUGACCUUUCUUACUACCUCUCUUAGAAGAGGUUACUCUGAACUGUGUUUACUUGGCUGGUCCAUCCUCUUCUGCAGAUGGCAGAGAUUCUCUUCCCCUUCUGACCUUCCCAACUCUGACCUUACAGUCCUUGCAAGUAGGUUUUCCUGCAAACGACUGUGGCACAGCUGGGCCAUCCACUAAGGAGACUAUAUCUGGAACUAGCUCAGCAGGAUUCACAUCCAUACUCAACAACAAUUUUAAGUUAAUCAAAUUUAAUCAAAUUCAUCAUCCCUGUCAGCCCUAGGGACCUUUUUCUUCUUUUGGAUGGGUGAAAUCUCUAAGUGGGGGCAAGCUCUCCUACGACUGGAUUAAGCAUAUUCUUUAUUUCAACCACCAGUUCUUUAAUUUCCAGAAUAAUGUCAUUUACUUGUCUGGUACCUCUCUCAUAGUUAGAUGGAGAAUGGUAAUCUCACAUUAGCUGCUUGGUAGGAAAAGUCAUUCUAACCCUCUCCUUAAUAGAGCCAUCCCUAUGAAGUGUCUGCUGGGAAAACCUCCAGCACUUUCUUCUCCAUUCGGCUCUGCUUUUGACAAAGAUUCCCAUUUAAGGCGGGGAUAAAAAAACUUCAAUUUUCAUUUUGCCAAAAUCCUCAUUCCAACAACUAUUUAAGCAACUACAUGGCAAAAGUUGCUCACUGUUCAAAACUAUGGUUGCGUAGUGUGUACAUCCAUGAGAGAUGAAAAUGUAUGUUCAGCGGGGAAUUCUGCCAUUGGUUGGGAAGUGCAAAGGAGCGCAGAAGAGCCUUGCCUCCCACAUGCUCGGCCCAGCCCAGCUGAGAAGCGGCAUUGCACAGUUUAUAUAUAUAUAUAUAUAGUGGGGCUCUAUGAAUUGUGACUUGCGGCUACUUUUGUUGAUUAUAGUUUAGUAAUGAUUUAUUGUAAUUUUUGAGAGUUAUUUUCUGUUUAUUAUUUGCUGAUAGAAUAGUACACAAUAAAGUUAUUCUUUCUCUCUCAUUAAAUUUAUAUACCACUCUUCAUCUGAGGAUCACAGUGCAGUUUCCAGUAUAAUGCACAAAACAAUAACCCCCCAAUAGUCUAUUACUUUUAUUAUAAACAAUUUGUUUAUUUUAAAUUCAUAUUUUUAUUAUGACUUGUUUGUAUUGGAUCAGAUUGUUAUAAGAAGUGUGUUCUUGGGUUGCAGAUCUUGUUGUUUCUUAAGCUUGUAGCCACCUUCUGUAAGGAAUGGCGGUAUACAAAUUAGCAGUGAAAUGAAAUUAAAUGAAAGCAGUUAAGGUGGCAAGCAGUCGGUACAAGAAAGAGCUUGUUAUGAGCAGAGAGACAAGAGCAACCACUAAACUGCACUCCUAAGUCUUGAAGGCUAUGUGCCAGCAAAUAUAAAAAGUAGGGUGAAGAUCCAUUAAACAUUCAGAGCAGUGAAGCUGACCUGGAUAUGCCAUCACCUAGUUUAUUCAAAAUGUACUUCUCCCAUGUAAGGUUGAGGUGUGGAAAAACAGAACAAAAUUAUUCCGCAAUUUGAACUACAAGUGCAUUAUGCUAUCCUCCCAGUUAUGUCACCAAGAAAUCCCACCCAUCCAAUAUCUGAAGGAAUUUUGCACUGAAGAAAUAUUCUUUUAUUAGAAGAAUAAGGUGGCAAAUGAAGAGAUAAAUGUUUGCAGUGCUUUUAAACAUUCAUUAAUUAAAAUACGGAGAAUCUGCCUGACUCAUAAAAAAGAAGGGCAAGCCUGACAGCUGAGCCAGCAGUUAUGGUUUGGCUGAGCCAGCAUUUGAGCUUCCCAAGAGAAAUAAUUCUCAGACCAACUAAACAGCAGAUGCUACCAGAAUAUCAAGGAAGGUGUUUGUGCUUCCGGACCCUGGAAAGCCAAACACAGCUGGUAUUUGCUCACUUUUUACUAAAAUCUAUACUGAAACGUAAUUUUUUAAGGGAGUGGGAACUCCUAUAUGGGGUACAUGUGUAGAGGCUGCUGCAUCAGGCCAGAGGCUCAUCUAGAAGAGCAUCCUGUUCUCACAAUAGACAAACAGAUGAUGAGAAUUGCAAUUUAACACCUGCCCUUCACUCUAAGGUCCCAGGGCAGAUGACAGUGAUUAAAACACAACGUUAAUAUUUAAACACAGUAUUACCACAACAGUAAAACAAUUUAAAAGCACUUAAAAUUACAACUCAGAAUCCAAGCACAAGUGCCCUCUCCCCUCCUGUGAUUUCCUGUCCAAAGGAGUGGCUGUGUCUGACUUGGGAGGCAGAGCAGAGACAUCCUGGCCAGCAGCCUGCAGUGGCUCUCUCCUCCCUGGAUCUGCCUGAUCCACUUGUAAAAGCAUCUCUGCUGGUGACCAUGGCUGCCUCCUGUGGGGGAAAGAUCAACAUUAGUACUUUCUUUGAUCUUUUGCUCUGAAUCCUCCAACAUUCAGCUCCAUUAAAUGUCCACGACUUCUAGUAUUAUGAGAAAAGAAAAACUCCCUCCACUUUCUCCAUGUCAGGCAUAAUUUUAUAAACUUGCCUCUUCCUUGCCUUUACUCUAAACUAAAAAGUCCCAAACUCUGCAACCUUUAUUCAUCAAGGGAGCUACUCCAUCCUUUAGUCGAGAGUCCUGCAUUGCAACGGGCUGGGCUAGAUGACCCUUGGGACCCCUCCAGCUCUAUGAUUUUCUGGUUCUAUUACUGUGAUUGUGUGGCAGAUAUGACCUAGCAGGCAUUGCUGAAACCUGCUGGGAUGAGACUCAUCCAUGGAAGGCUGGAAGGUGGCUGACUGGAGGGGGUCGUGAAGCAAAGCUCCCCUGCCCCUGCCCUGCCAAAGUGUUUCAUUUCUACACUGCAUGACACAGUGUUUCAGAUUUUAAGAAAAAUAGCCAUUAUUCAUCAGAUUAAUAACAAAGCUAAGCAAGUGAGAAGUUAAAAUGUACUGGAUCUGAAGGCAAUAAAAUAUCCUUUCAAGUUGUCAUUUGUGAUCCCUUCAUCUACCUUUUAUGCUUGAAUACAGAAAAAACAGCUAGCUGUAUUUAUGGCUUUGUGGUUGCUAAAAGGUCAGAGUGCAUAAUGCAUACAGAAGUGGAAAUGAACAUAUAAUUGUGUAAUCCCCAUAAAACCUGAACAGAAUUAUAGAAAUAAUCAGUGUGCUUAAACUUUGAUCUCUGUUGAAAUGAAAAUGAAAGGAGAAUUUUAAAAUUCCAUUGUUGCAUCUAGCAAUUGUUGUAUUGCUAUAUUUACCAUAUUUUUCGCUCUAUAAGACGCACCAGACCACAAGACACACCUAGUUUUUGGAGGAGGAAAACGAGAAAAAAAAUAUUCUGAAUCUCAGAAGCCAGAACAGCAAGAGGGAUCACUGCGCAGUGAAAGCAGCAAUCCCUCUUGCUGUUCUGGCUCCUGGGAUAGCUGCACAGCCGGCAUUCGCUCCAUAAGACGCACACAUAUUUCCCCUUGCUUUUUAGGAGGGAAAAAGUGAGUCUUAUAGAGCAAAAAAUAUGGUAUGUUAUUGUUGUAUACCACUCUGAGCACUGGCAGCAGUGCUGAGCCAGACAUCAGGGUCCCCUGGCACAGUUCACAUGGGGGCCCUGCUGCUGCUCCGCCCCACAACCCUCUGCUCUCUACAGUAGCAAGGCUACCACCCUGCUCUUCUUCCCCUGCCAUCCCCCCAGCCUCUUGCUCUCUCUCUGUCCCAUCUCUUAUAAAGCACCCCCCAAGCACAUUUCAUUGCUUUUCUGCUGCCUCAACACCUGGUCUCUGGGGAAAGCCCAUCAAGGGCUCUUCUUCAGAGCCAAGCCUGCUGAGAGAGAAGGCCGGGAGAAGGCCUGUGCCAUCACUGUGGUUUGCCAGGGCAGCUAGGAUGGGUUGAUCUUUUAAGAAGCUUUUUCAAAAAAAUCCACAUUAAAAAAAUACUUUUUAGCCCCUGUUGGAAACUGUGGCAGUGGUGCAGGCAUUUGCCUGACUAGCUUGCCCUGGAUGUCUGAGCAAGAUGGUCCUGGGCCUUUUUCAGAGGCCAGGAAGGCAGUGGAGUGUUUGAGGGCCAAGGUGGAUAGGAGCCAAGUUUGGCAGCAUAGGCAACCCUGUACGCCUGACAUCACAAAAAAGAAUACUAGACACCACCCAUAUUUUCUGCAAAUUGCUUUGGCUUCCUUAUGGAAUUGGCUUCAUAUUGUUGGGAAGUACUGUGUUAACUGCAUCCAUGAACUUAUUAGCAGGCUUAAUAUGACAGUUGUGUGAGCUUUUUUGGGGGGGAGGGGGUGUCAGUUGUGGGAAUGAGUUUCUGGCCUUCAGAAACGGCUCCCAUAGUCAGCCCUGGAAGUGCAGCUACUGCAGAAGCCUGCCUGGUUUGCACCCCUCGAGCCCAAGGACCUCGUAGCAGGAGUGAGGCCAGAGGAGCCCUUGUCCCAUUGCCAUUGGAGACUACAGGAGAGGGCUGGACCCCUUCACCUAAAGCAGCACCUUCCAGUUGGGGGGACAACACCGAUUAACAAAUAGGAUGUUGCUGCUAGACAUCUGAAGGCAGCCCUGUAUAAGGAAGCUUUUUAAGGAAUAAUGUUGUUAUAUAUGUUGGAAGCUGCCCAGAGUGGCUGGGGCAACUCAGUCAGAUGGGUGGGGUACAAAAAAAGAAUAUUAUUAUUAUUUCAGGUUUCAGGUUAUUUCUUGCUGAAGCAACAUCCGAGCUCUGUGCAGGCAAGGCACGGCCCAAACCAUGCCUUGCCUCACCACAGAAUAGGAAAACGAAACGGCUGUGACCCUAAAUGCUUUGGUCAUAGUGAAACUUUGGAAACUUGCACUCCCCCCACUCCUCUCCUCAGAAUGGGUGAUGUUAGCAUUGCAUCCCUUCCUCUGUUCCUUGAAUCACAGUAUCAUAUUAUCAUUGCCCUUCCAUGGCCCAAUGGCCCAUGAGAGGAUUGGUCCCAGUCCGGAGUCCCUUUACAUGAGGGCUGCCUCAUCCUCGAACCCAGACCACGGCCACCCCAUGGGCACCCAACUAGUGCCCGGGUGUCAACUUGCAUGUUUCUGUUCUGGUUCUCAUGAGCUCCAUCUGGCCCCAAAUGGAAGGGAGUAGCUUAUACAUGCCUUAAGCAGACUGCAAUUAGAUUUAAUUGAAAAUAAUACUGUCAUUCAGGCUGUGUUUAGAAAUAACUGAACCUAGUCCUAUAUUUCUCUUUAUUGUGAGGUAUCAUAUCUUAACUACAGUACAGCAAAAGUUCUUGGACACGGCUUCUGUCCAGUUCUGUUUUUGGGUUCAGAAGUAAGCUGUGUCCCCUCUGCGGAAAUCUCUUUGCUGCCAUGCAAAUCCUGCCACGGCUCUCCUGGUAAAAUCUCCUUGCAUUGACCCCAAGAGCCCAAUAUACUUAUUAAUGUGCUGCUUCAGCAGCUGCAUCAUAUCCAAGUGCAGGACUGGGAGGUUGUUUAGAAACCAGAACUAAUUUUAGUCUCAUAUUCUGAAAUUUAUUUAUGUAUUUCAAAAUAACAUUUUCCAGAGUAUAAUGCACUCUAAUUAUAGCCUGCAAUAGCAAAUAGCUCCUUAUGCUGCACUCCUCAGGUAAUGCAUCUGAAGGAAUUAGCUCAUUAUGCUAACUGGGAUAAAGCCAGAGGAGAUUAUAAACUCUCUAUAGAGCAUGUCUUGAAAGGAAUAGAAAAAGCAAUGCAGUUGAGAAGUGAAGUGCCUAUCUGCUCCCCACAUAAAAAUCCGCUUUGGAUUUGGAUUUUAAUUAUGAUAAAAUAUGAGGUAUAAUACAGGUUUCUUGUUAAAGCUCUUUAUUCAGAUUUGAAAGCCAUGUGGGGGAAAAUUCCCUUUGAUGUCAGCUUCUUUGAGGUGUAUCUUUUUAGAAAAUAUUUUUGUUAUUUGCAGACACACAUACAGUUGUGGCGUCCACUCUACUACAUUUCUCUGCUUAUCUGUCUCUAGAGGUCUGCUUACCCCCUUUUAGGGGUGCGGCUGGUUUGCGGGACAGACAGUGUCCCCCUCCCAAUGAUGUAGAGCUGUGUGGCAGGGUCUGAUCCCUGCCAGAGUGUGAGCUUUGGCUUGUGCUCCUGGCUUGAAAUCCUGCUCUGCGCAGCAUGCCAAAUUGGCCAAUGUCAGGCUGGCACAAAGGUGGGGGGGGGGCUAGAGGCAAUAAUCAGGCUUCCCUCAAAUCUGCUCCCAGGGGAUUUAAAGCAGCCCACGCCAGCCUUCGACACCCAGCUCUUCUUUGCCGGAUCAACCCACCCACCCACUCCUGUAAUUUUGCAUUUACUCAUUGAAUUGACCUUUCUAUGGCUGCGGUGGUCACCAUAUUUUCGGGGCCGGGUAGGAAUUUGCCUAUCAGGCAAAUUGGCUAUGAGCUGGGCGUUUUGCCUACCUUGUAGCAAUUGUCACAACUUUGGCAGUUUAGGCAUUGGGUAACCUUAGCGUUGGUUGGAGGGGGGGUUGUACUCUCACUUUCCCCUCCAGAAAUAGGGUAUCCUGUUAAAGGGACCUCCUAGAGGUGGCGAUCCCCCUAUCUGAUGUAAGUCAUAGGAAUCUCCACUGCCGGGUUCACUCUGAUGUCAUUUUCAGUAAGCCCAGAAAUUAGAAUGCUCACCCAAUGUGUGUGCCAAACCACUUCAUCCGCAGUCAGUUAAGUUGCAGCCUGAUACAUUCUUGGUGGCGGCAACGGGGGAGGGAUGACACAAUGAAAAAUGCACAAUGUAAAAACGCAGAUCCCAGACUCUCCAAGUGGCCUGGGGGAGUGGUGCGAGAAGGAUUCCAUGCGCCUUUUGAUCUCAGCCUCCUCACACAACCCCAGCCCCCAAGCCAUUUCGUGACACUGGGAUCAGCUUGGGGCUGGUGUGUGGUGUCCCUUCAGUGGCAGGGGCUGGGCUGGCACAUGGUGGUGUGAUAGGAAUUUUAUGGUCUUAGAUAUAUGGUAAUGUUCAUAACUGCACAUACAUAGAUCAACACAGGAAGACCAACCUGGAACCAUUUUGAUUCCUAAACUGACCAAAUCCUUUCUCUGCAAGGUUAACCUGGAAAAGCCUCCCCAUUGUCUCUUUCCUCACAAAUCCUGUCUCAAGGAUAUGUCUGUUUGAAUAAGGUGUGAGCCUGUGACCUGGCCCAGGAAAUAAGUAUUUUACCACUACAAAAGAAUGGCCAGGCUCCCCAGGAAAUCCAAUCAAGUAACCUGCUAGACAGGAGAUAAACAACAACAGGAGAAAAACAAUAUUAAAAUUUCUGUGAUGUAGGUGGGAUGUAUCUGAGGGGUGGUCUUAGGUUACACCCCUUCUGUGAUGUAUGCAUAAUGUUUCUGGGGGUGGUCUUGAUCUAGAGGAUGGGAAUUUCAAAAGUCUUUAUAAGCACUUGCACAGCAAUUUUGGGGGUCCUCCACCUUUCCUGCAUGUGAGGGGAGCACCCUGUUGCAACAGAUCAAUAAAGAUCAGGCUUACUAGCUGCUUUGCUUCUCAAUAUUCUCUGGUUGGCCUCUGUUGUUCUCUCCUACCAAUAGGGAACUUAUGUAAGGACUCUAUAUGGGCUCUUGGAUACCCCAUAAGGGAAAAGGGCAUAUUUUUUAUUUUACAACAGUGGGCUCCUUUUGCCCCCUGCACCUUGGGUACGGUUAAAGCAUGCUCUGCCACUGCCCACAUGCAAUCACUGGAAUCUCCAGUAAAAAGGGCUAGCAAUGGCUGGGGAAACUCCUGGGAACCUGACAAAGUGCCGUCAGUUGAGGAAGACAAGAGUGAACUGGAUGGAGCAGUGAUCUGACCCAGCAGCAAGACAGAUCUACUGCAAAAUAAUACUGUGAAAAUAAACUGGAUUUUAGUCAGAAUGGUGAUUGAUAGUGAUAUGUGAGAGUGUCUGAAUUAUAAUAUAUCUCUUUUGUCCCCUUCUUUUCUCUUACAGCUUGUGGCCAAUGCUAUCCUUUUUGUCAGUGUAAAUUUGUAUGGGGUCUUUGUGAGGAUUUUGACAGAGAGGGCACAAAGAAAGGCAUUCCUUCAGGCCAGGAACUGCAUAGAGGACAGGCUGAAGCUGGAGGAUGAAAAUGAAAAACAGGUCAGUUGA
Molecule: messenger RNA, 82213 nt
Organism: Podarcis lilfordi (Lilford's wall lizard)
Lineage: Eukaryota; Metazoa; Chordata; Lepidosauria; Squamata; Lacertidae
Source: the annotation of a GenBank genome assembly